Podarcis lilfordi (Lilford's wall lizard) is the source of this 51783-nucleotide messenger RNA. NCBI's taxonomy places the organism in Eukaryota, Metazoa, Chordata, Lepidosauria, Squamata, Lacertidae. The record is from the annotation of a GenBank genome assembly.
AUGGCCGACUCGCUCCUCAACCACUCCUGGCCGUCUUUCUCCAGGCGAUGGAUGAAAAGGUGGUCCUUCAAGCGAGGUAACCUGGCCAAAGGGCAACGCCAAGCGGGGUGGGGUGGGGUGGAGGCUGCCUUUGCAAAGGGCGGCAGAGUGGGGCAGGGGGCGGGUGUGUGCUAGGAUUUGCUUUGACCCCCGCCAGCACUCAGGGCUUCCUGCUUCCAGGGAGGAGGAAGGGGCGGCACAGCGAGGGUCCUCCGGCCUCAGGAGACUUCUCUUUGAAGUGGGUUCCGCUGAAUGAAUCGAUGCAACCCCAUUAAUCAAUUGUUGACCUGCUCUGCUAUUUUUGCCUGCAGAAUUAGGGGCGAGGUUGGUUUGACAUGCAUGCUGUGUGGUUUUUACAUUGUUCCCGGAGUUCUACAGUAUGCCGUAACCCCGGGGGUAGCAGGUUUGGUAUUUCAGGCUGGAAAUUGCCAUAAUAAAUAACCGGUGCAUAAAAUGUGGGUUGGGUGUAGCUGGCAGGAUUGGGCUGUGCCUGUUGAACCUCCACCUGCCCUGUUCAAAGGACCAGCUGCUUCUGUCUGAGGCAGGGGCCAAACUCUCCAGGUAGCCAGGAACCCCUCCUGUGCCUCAACUCCUUUUCCUGGACCCCGUUUUACUCUGACGCCCCCAAAUCUUGACUCUGUCUUUUGCAAAGGGAGGUGUUGUAGCUCAAGACUCUCUCCCUGGAGAGCCCCGGUGCUGCCAGUCAGUGUUGGCGGCCCUGCGCUCUGGCACCGGUUCAGGGCAGCUUCCUCUGUUCCUGAGCGAACCGAUCCUUUUGUCGCUGCCGCGGGGCUGAAACCUCCAAGGAAAGGCCCAUCGCUGGCUGGCAAGAGGAAGAAGGUCCCAGGCUCAGGCUCUGAUGGCGGCAUCUCCACCCCCUGCCUGACCCUCUGCUGCCAGUCAGGGCAGACCAAGGCUCUGACUCCACAGAAGGCAGCUCCCCAGGGCCCUAUUUAAACCAGCACCUUUUUCACGGGUGUCCCCUGCCCAAAAUCCUGGAGAGCUGGGGCAGAGGCUGUUCUGCUUCCGUGCUGCAGCCAUAGCCUUUUAUGGUUCACCGCUGGAGAUGGGCAAUUUGCAGGAUCUGUUUCAUGUCCCCAGGAGCUUAUUAAGAACAUCGGAAGCGUCUUGAAGCAGGAUGUUUGUCAUGCCAAAGGGGGCCCAUGGGGUCUGGCCUGCUGUCCUCGUGAUGGCCAGACGUGAGUCCCCAGGGGAAGAAUGUCCCCAAGGAGGACUGAGCGCAGCAGCAGCAACUCUCACUGCUUGCGAUUCCGACCGCCAUAGCCAGUCUUAUCCUCUGCAAAUUUCUCUAAUACCUUUCCAAAAAGCCCUGCGGCUGGAUCAGGCCACGGGGCCCCCCGCCUAGUCCAGCAGCCUGUCCUCACAUGCCCCCAAAGGGAAGCCCCCAUAAGCCAGGGCCUGAGAGCAACAGCCUCUUCCCACUCUGGUUCUCCACUGUUCUAAGGUAGGCUGGCUCUGCCCAUGGAGGCUCCGUGGAGGAAUCAGAAUCACAGAAUUGUAGAGACCCUCUGCAAUGCAGGAAUCUCAGUUAAUGCAUCCACGACAGAUGACCGUCCAACCCACAACCUCUCGAGGGAGACCGUUCCCCCGUCCAACAGCUCUGACUGUCAGAAAGUCCUUCCUGAUGUUUAGUUGGAAUCUCCUUCCUUGUCACUUGAAGCCACAGGUUCGAGUUUGCUGACUUCCUGCAUUUAAUGCAGACUUUUGCUCGGAGUCAUGAGAACUUGCUUCAUUGUAAAGGGGAGGACCAUGUCUCAGCCGCAUGCUUCUCCUGGGUUCAAUCCUCUCUGGGUAGGGCUAGACUGGAGAGCUGCUGCCAGCCGGUGUGGACAGUACACAGCUGGGUGGGGCUGGUGGCCUGAGGACCGCAGCUCCUUCAGGGAGAAACCAUCUGGCCUGUCCCUUUCGCCUUCUCGAUUCACGCACCCAGCUUCUCUAGAGAGGCUAAGGGUGCCCUGAUAGAUUCGCACCCCACACUUUCCUCCAAAGGGGCCUCUCCCCCCCAUUAGUUUUAUUCUCACAACAGACCUAUGAAGGAAGGCCAGGCUGGGGAGAGGGGCUGAACGUUGUUCACUGGGGCUCCUGGCUGAAUUCGAACGCUGACCUGAGCACGCACACCCAUCCCCAGCCAUUGCUGAAUCGGGUUGUGGACAGGAGGAGAAUGGGCCCAUUUCCAGUCUGUGGGCUGCAUUCCCUAUCCUGGGGCCGCACAGAGAGCCUUGGAGGGCCACAUUCUGCCUCGGGGUGCGUGUGCUGAGGAUCCCCUUCUGCACUUUUGAGACUGUCCUUUUUCCAAGAAGGCUUCAAAAGCUGAGGCUCUCGUCCUGGUUUCUGUCUGCUUCAGGUUGUUUUUAUGCCCGGUUUUAUACUGUUGAUAUAGAUGCAUCUGUUGUUAAGGAUUUUUAUUGCUAAUUGCUUUGGGAUGUCUUUUAUGGGAAGUGACUCAUAAACCGAAGUAAACCAACGAGCGGGCCUGGGGAGGGUGUUGUUUUCCUGGGUGUGCAGGCCACAUCUCGGGAGGCGAAGGGCUCCGAAGGGCUCUGCGCUGGGAGAGCUUUGCAGCCCAGGGACAAGGUGGCAGGAAUCUGGGAAAGAGGCAGAACUCCCCAUUGAGAGGGGAGGUGGGCAGACACCCCUUGUGCCUCCCUCCUUCUUCUCUCCCCUCCAGAUCCUCUGCAUUCUGCAGUGUCUCACUGAUGCAAGAUCUGUGGGCCGUCCACACAGCUGUUCCGCUUUGUGAGUUUGCUUCCCCAAGGUUGCCACCCUAUUGCUAUCCGGGGAGGGGUCAACUCUUGUGCUACACAGCAAAGGAAGUGGGGCACAAAAUUAAAUUCAGGUUAACUGGAGCUCUUGUGGUGUGGUAAGUUUCAGGAAGUCAGCAGCGACAGGGAAUGAGAGUCAGAAGAGCCCGCGGGAUCAGGCCAAAUGCCCCCCCAUCCAUCCUCGCAGUGGCCGCCCAGAGGCCCCAAAGGGAUGAAGCCCAGAAGCAGGACCCGAGCGUGAGAGCAUCUCUCCCCCUUCUGAAGUUCCCAGCAAGUGGCGUUCAGACACCUCAAAACACGGAGGAAGGACAGAGCCAAGUGCAGGAGCCCCAAAACAUUUGCAGGAGACAACACCAGUGCCGGAUUUACAUAUAAGCUCAACAAGCUCUAGCAUAGGGCCCCACUCUCUUAGGGCCCCCCCAAAAAAAUUUAAAGGGAGAAGAAAGACUGGAUGUACAUUUCCAAAAUGUUAAGAUUAAAAAAAAAAACCCUACCUACAGCAACAGUGUUUUGUGUUGUGUAGGCUCCAAGGAUGUGAGUCAUGGGCCCCGCCUGCUAGCUUGCUCCCUAAAUAUCCCUGCUUUGCUUCUUUCUAUAUAUAGGGUGCCGACAUUCUGCAUGGACUGGUUGCACAGCAACAUGUGCAAAUGGCUUGAGAUACCUAUUAGGUCCGUAAAUGACCAUAUAGCAUAUAUUCAACACAAAGAACAGUGACAAUUUGUUGUUGACAAAGGACAGCUGGACAUAUACCUUCAGGAGCUUAGGGCCUCAUCCAACCUAAAUCCGGCCCUGGACAACAUGGUACUGAAAGCUGGGUGGGAAGGGUUGCCUUAUUGGGGGGGGGGGGUGCGCACUUCUGUUGAAUAGGCUGCUGAACAGGUUUUGUUUGCAGGGUGAUGUCCACUCAUUUAAGGAGCGUUCCCCUGCCUCCCAUUUGUUUAUGGGGAACUUAGAGGACGCAACGGAGAGGCGAGAUGAUGGGGCGGUGGCUGCUGCAAGGCAAGCGAUGCCCCGGAGUAACUUCCCCACCGCCCUCCUUGUCACAACCCCCACGCUCCGAAGGACCUUUGGAGGAAGUGGGUUUUCGCUGCGCAAGGCGUCCCCACGUCACCCCUGAUUGCACAACCCGAGCUUGCUGCUGGCCUGUGAAGCAAAAGAUCCAGUAAGGGUCUCCUCCCGUGUCUGGUCUUGAUCCAGCAUUUGUUGUUGUCCUUAUUUUUACCAACGUUGCCUUUUAUUACCUGCCCUCCAUCCUAAUGCCCUGCAGGCUGUGGCUGGCUUGCGGGAGGUGUCACCAGAGCAUUUCAUCCUGACUGCCUUGCAGGCUGCCUAGAGCUCUUCCUGUCGAUCCCCCGGACGCUUUUCGAUGCAUUUACUUCCCUGUCGCUUUCUCAGCUGCAAAGGCUUUGCUUCUCUUUGUGCUCACCCGUUUUUAAACAGAGCAGAUCUGCUGCCACAAUCUGCUGGAAAUGUGCAGCUCCAAGGUUCUGGUUUCUUCCUGACUCCCUCUUGAGAAACAACGGCAGUCUGGAGCAAGGACCAGGGUGGGCACUGUAGUGCAGUGGGUCCGCUCCUUCCUCCUGGACCGUGUCCAGAAAGUGGUGUCAGAAGAUAAGUGUUCAGACCCCUGGGUUCUCACUUAUGAGGUGCUUCAGGGCUCCAUCCUCUCCCCCAUGUUUUUUAACAUCUCUAUGGAGCCACUAGGAGAGAUCAUCAGGGGGUUUGGGUUGGGUGUUCAUCAGUAUGCGGAUAAUACACAGCUCUACAUCUCUUGUAAAUUGGAACCAGUGAAGGCGGUGAAGGUCCGGUGGAGGCAAUUGAAGGAUGGAUGGCAACUUAAUGGAUUGAGGUUGAAUCCUAACAAUACAGAAGUACUGCUUAUGGGGAACAGGGGGUGGGUGGGGGAUUCGCUGGUCCUGAAUGGGGUAACUGUGCCCCUAAAGGAUGAGGUGUGCAGCCUGGGGGUCAUUAUGGACUCACAGCUGUCCAUGGAGGUGCAGGUCAAUUCUGUGUCCAGGGCGGCUGUCUGCCAGCUCCAUUUGAGACCCUACCUGCCUGCUCCCUGUCUGGCCAGAGUGGUACGUAUUCUGGUUAUCUCCCGCUUGGACUACUGCCAUGUGCUCUACAUGGGGCUAUCCUUGAAGGUGACUCGGAAACAACAGCUAAUCCAGAACAUGGCUGCCAGACUGGUGACUGGGAGCGGCCACUGGGACCACACAACACCGGUCCUGAAGGAUCUUCACUGGCUCCCAGUGCUUUUCCGAGCACAAUUCAAAGUGUUGGUGCUGACCUUGAAAGUCCUAAACGGCCUCAGCCCUGUAUCCCUGAAGGAGCGUCUCCACCCUGGACACCGGGGUCCAGCUCCAAGGGCCUUCUGGCGGUUCUCUCAUUGCAAAAAGUGAAGCUACAGGGAACCAGGCAGAGGGUCUUCUCGGUGAUGGUGUCUCCUAGAGCCAUUCAAAAGUGGAACAGGCUCCCUCGGAAGGUGGUGGGGUCUGCUUCUUGGAGUUUUUAAACAGAGGUUGGGGUGGCCACCUGUCAAAGGAUGCUUUAGCUGUGAAUCCUGCCUUGCCAGGGGUUGGACCCAAUGACCCUUGGCGGCUCCCUUUCAACUCUACAGUCCUGUGAUUCUACAAAACGGUUUGCCCAAAAAAAAGGUGCUUAUUGGGAGAAUUUAGCACUAAAAUGCUAAUGCAUCUUCACAAGGAUUUUGCUGCAGAAAUGUGGAAAAGAAAAAAGCUGGAGUUUGACAGCUCCUUCCUCCACCUGGUCUGGAGGGACGGGUGAGGCCAGAGGUGAACUGUCUGGCCUUCCUUGAUGGAGGAGGGGGGUCUCCCCAUCCCCUCCUGCCUCUGGUGCUCCUUCACUGCCUCUCUCCAUGGUACUAACUGGGGAUUGCCAAGCAGACCAGAUGCGCAGAGGGGCUUGUGUCUGUUGUUGGUGCUGCGUGUGAGAACGAGCCAACGAGAGCGCCUGGUGUUCUCAUCCAUGGCAGCCCGCACAUUGCCUAAAAUGGUCUCCCUGAAGCCUCGGGCGCUUCCUCUCCCCUUGAAGCAGCUGCCCCUCCUGCGCACGGCAUGUCCUGGAGCCCACAGGGCCUGAUUUAUCGAGUGUUGAGGCUGGAGCAUCUCCCAUCUCUCGGGUGGUGGGGUGGGGGGAGGUUCAGGUUUAUGGAUCAAUGCUAGAGAGGGCCUGGGUGAGCCUAGGACAGCACAUCUGGGGCUGCAAAACAUCCGGGUGUUUCUCUUCUCCCCACCUCUCACUUGAAACAGCAGCAGUUGCAAGCACAGCUGCUCUUCUGUGAACAGAGCUGAGCUGUGGAACUCCCUACCACAGGAAACUCUAAAGAGAAGAGGGCAAAUUCAUGGUGGAUCUCAUGCCCCGUACCUUCCUGCUGAAAUCCAACAACUUCCCACGCUGCAAGAGUUCCGGGGUGGUUCUUCUUGCCCCCACUUCUGUUUCCUCUCUACUGCGAGUCACGGGGGGGGGGGGAGGGCUGUCAAUGGCUACUGACAACGGAUAGUAGGGGAGAAGGGCUCAGGUUCUGCCUACAGUUAGUGCUGCACUGUGUUUCUCCAAAGGUCUCAGUUCAGACAAGAGCUGUUUGCCCCUCCUCUCGGGUGGGCAGAGGGGAAGAGGACGGCCGGAAGGUUCCCUGCAAGUGGGAAAGCAAUAGAGCCCCUUGGAGGCUCGCUAGGUGGGGAGGAAGCCGGACAGAGAGGAGGGCGUGUAGGGAAGAGGCUGGCACUGGGAAGCGGCCCCUCUGCAGCAGAAAAGGUGGCCCUCGGCCCUGCCUCCAGUUAUGCCUGCUUGGCACAGCAAUGGAGUACAGUUGAAGCUCAGAAAGAAAAAAAUAUGUAGAGGGAGAGACGGUCUGGAACAAAGGUUCUGGAGUCUUAAUCUUUGUGACGUGGAGUUUGCAAGCACACUUUGUGGGAUGUAUGAACUGCCAUGCUUUUCUUAAUCCAGGGGUGGCAAAUCUCAGUUGCAGGGACUGAAUGCGGCCCCCGGGUUCCUCUUUCUGGCCCACACACCCUUUCCCCAUCUUUCUGGAGUGUUUCUGUCCGGUUGGAAAGUGCCCUUGAACAUCGAGAAUGUCUCUUUCUGGCCCGGAUGGAGGACACAAACUCCUUGCUCGGUUGGACGUGGGAGAUGCUUUUUCAUGGGGGCCGCACUUAACUCCCUCCUUCCUCUUCAGGGUCUGAGUGCAAGCCGGCAGCACAGGAUUUCCCCGGCAGCCGGACCACCCCGGCCUCGGGUUGCAGCAGCCCAGACACCUUGUCCCCGUCCUUGACCGCGGAGGAUGAGGUCUUCUUUGGCAGCAUGGCGGAAGAGAGGGUAAGGAAGCACCAUGGGAUCCGUCCCAGCAGUGGGCUGCGUUGCCUGGGUGAGGAGCCUUGGGCCUGGGAGCAGGAUGUGGUCCUUGAAACCCCCUCUGCCGGACCCGUCGGCCUCCCCUCCAGGCCAUGUCUCUUGCCAGCCCUCCUUGAGAGUUUCUGCCUGUCUGAGAUGUGCCUCUGGGCUCCAGGGAUGUCUCUCAUUUGUCUGGACGGAGGGCAGAGCGAGGGGGCAGAAAGCAGCCCGCAGUCAGCAUCAUGGACUGGUUGCAGGCAGAGGAAUAGUGAGAGGCACUAGCUGGGGAACUCCCAAGUGAAGAAGGUGGCAAAUAAAUGUAAUAAAUAUAAUAUUUACUGUGCCCCAGUCUCUGUUGCCUUUCUAUCCCUCCAGGGAGCUUGAGGGUGGCAGCACCCUCACAGCACCCCUGCGAGGUAGGCCACUCUGACCCCUCCCUCCCUCUCUCUCGGCAGGAGGAUGCCUCCUCUCCAGAACAGGACGCCUCCCCGGGCACGAUCCACAGCAGUGCGGAGGACCUCCUCUCGAUAGACUCGGCUCUGCAGGGCUCAGAGUAUUACAAGGACUUGGGACUCUCCUGGCCGCCCAUGGAGGCUGCUGUGGCUGGUGGUGCGGCUUCCGCAGUGGCCUUCUCCCUCGAACGGACAUCCCGGGGAGCCGCUGGCUGUUGCACAUUGGCUGAGAGGCCCAGGGGCCACGGUGGGGUGCUUCCCCAGGCUCCUUGCCCCUGUGGCCCUGAGGGGCAGGCCAGCUUGGACGCGACACCUCACUACCUGGAUGCCGACUGUGCCUGCUCGUGCGGAGCCGGGGGCCGGGGGGCCUUCUCCGGGGAAGAGUCGGGAGCUGCCCUGGAGGGCACGGAAGCAUUUCCCAUUUUGGCCCGGUCCAUGUCCACCUCUCGGAGGCACAGCUGGGAGGCCCCCUUGUCUCCGACGGACGGCCAGCGCAGGUGAGUCUGGCUAGGGUCAUGCCAAAGAACCCCUUCUCCAUACCGGCUGGUGAGGCCUUGCUGGGGGUGGCACCGCCAGGGGCAGCCCAGUUGGCCUUGACUUGCAACAGGGCCUUUUUGGUAGUGGCUCCCCAAGUGUGAAAUUAUCCUCUAUAGUGAGGCCUGAAGGAGCCAUUCAGCGGGUCGGAAGUUGGGGGAAAGCCACCCCUACUGGAGCCUUCUGCUCAGGGACACACUCUGCGUGUGUUCAGAUGAACAGGCUUGCCUGGGCCGAGCCUUUGGCUCUGUCGGGUGUUUCUUUCUUCCAUGAGAUUUUCUGGGGCAGCCUUGACAAAGGAGACGGUCUCUGUUCUUUCUCUCUCUCUCCCCAACUCUCUCUGACCUGCUGUCAAGAUGCUGCUUCUCAUCACCCUGAAGAGCCUCGCGGACGCUGUGCGGUUGUGGGAAAAUAGCUCCACUCAGACAAAAAAUAAACAGUGGAAGGGGGGCGGGAAGAAGCCUCCUCCUCCCAUGGUUUCGCCUCUACUUGGAAACAGGCCCGCUGAAGUUAAUGGGCCUAAGUUAGUCAUCUCUCCAUGGAAGUCAAUGGGUCUGCUCUGUGUCAGUGGGUCUACAGCCCCGUCUCCCUGGCCUCGCAGCCAGGCUGGUACAAGCAAGCCCUCAUCCAGGCUUCCUUCUGGUGGAGAAGGAAAAACGUGGGGAACCACAGAAUUGCAGAGUUGGAAAGGAACCGCGAGCACCUUCUCAUCCUGGGCAGUGCAGGGAUCUUUUGCCCGACGUGGGGAUCAGACCCACGACCCUGGGAGGCGGUUUGGCCCUUUCUGGGCUCGACUCUUUUAACCUAAGGCAGUUGACGUGAAGGAGGAGGGAAGGCUGGACAGCUGCUGCAUCCUGGUGGGGUGCUGAGCCUGCAGCUGGGAAAUGGGGAUCCCUGAUGGCGGCCGAGCCCCUCUUAUCUCCCCAUCUGUGAGCAUAAGAAGGGCAUUGACCCACCCUGCGCAUCAUCACAGCAGUCAACCCGAUGCCUUGACACGAAGCCCGCAAGGAGGCCAGGAGAGCCUCUGUGAAACCUCCCCUCCUGUGGUUUCCAGAGUUUGUUAUCCAGAAGCAUUAACUGCGGAAGGCAGAGCGACUGCCACGAACGCGUCCCUUCCUCUUAAAGCCACCUGAGAAAAGGCGACAUGGCAGGAGUUUAUAAAAUUAUGCGAGGCAUGCAGAAAGUGGAGGCAGGUCCGUCUCCUCCCUCUCAGAGGUGUACCUGGGCUCCUUAAGCAAGGAGCUGUAAUGACGCCUCCGAAGCUGAGAGAGACAGGAAACUCAAAAGUUUGCUUUUGGCGCCUUUUACACUCCGCCAGCGACUUCCUCCGCAGCCAUUGGAGUCAGGCCUGCUCUCCUCCUCCUCUACUGUUGGUCCAUCUGCCUGACUUCCUUGUAUCUGUCCUCGGAGUGGAGAGGAGAGGUUUUUGUGCCGCACUCCUGGGCCUGCGUGCUGGGCGGGCAACCUGUUCAACCUCCGGUACAGCCUUUGUUCCCUCUCUCAGAACACUUGUGAAGGUGAAUUUUGGAAGGUUCUUCUUCAUGCAGCGCGGAGCCAAACCACGGAAUUCCCUGCCGCAGGAGGCAAGGAAGGCCAGCAACUUGGAUGGAUUUUUAAAAAGGAUGGGACAAAUUCCUGGAGGAGGAGAGGGCUAGUGAUGGCCGCUAGCCAGGAAGGCUCUGAAUAUCAGCUGGAGGGGAGAGUUGCUCUUGCGCUUUAGCUGGGAAUGGGGGCAUCUGGUCAGCUAUUGUGAGGACAGGCUGCUGGGCUAGAGGGGCCCCUGGCCUGAUCCUGCAGCCUCUCCGACACCACCUGACCACCCCUGCCUAUGCCACUACUCAGCUCUUGCCUUGCCACGGCAUGUGCCCUUGAGUCAGCUGCCUUGGGCGACGGCCUGCAUAUUCUGCCAAGUGCCCCCCGUUUGCUCCGGUGACCCCAGGCCUCGCAAAGCCUGCUUGGCUCCUGUUUCUCAUUCCCGAAGUGACGCCGCUCAAAAGCCAUCUCAUUUAGGGUGCCAAGCACCAGCGACAGAGACAGAGACAGCUUUUGGGCUUUAAAACCUGCCCUGCCACUUCUGCAGAGUGGAAACGUUGGCAGGGCCUGCAAAGGAGAAUUAAAAAUACAUUUUGUUCCGCGGGGCUACGGAACUGAUGCCAGGCGGCCACCCUUUUUAAGGCUGCGGCUGAGCAGAUCUCUCGCGGGGAGAUGUCCCUCCCCUGCGGCUCCGAAGGGGCACUAUUGAUCGGCCAGGCGAGAGAGGGGCUAUUUUUAACUCUCCCCUCCAUAUAAGGUGCCAGGGCAGGGUGGGGGUGGGGGAAACAAUCUCCGUUGGCGAUCUUGGCAGGGCUCUCUUGUCGAAAAGGGGCAGGAGCUGCGCUGCUUGUGUCUGAGGCCUGGCAGACGGGGCAACACUGGUGGCAACCUGAGCCAAACUUGAGCACAGAUGAUUUUUAUUUUAUUUUUGCAAGGGGGCUGGAACACCUCCCUGCCCCACAUCUGACCAGCCCUCACCAGUGAGCACAAAGGGGUAGAAGUAUCCGUACAUUUCCUUCUGCCAGUUUCUGUCAAGCUCCCUGCAUUUCUUUAUAAAUCCUCAUUUUAGGGCAAAUUCUGCCAAUGCGCACUUUCUUUGGUGACUGUAUACGUUAUUUGCAAGAUAUCCCUCCUCCUCUAAUGCAUUGUUGUGUAUUAUUUUCCAUUAACAACAUAUUCAUUUCCAUGCCAGCUUCCCUCUCCAAUAUGCCCGUUUUCCACAAAAGGUUCUCUGCUUGGAAAACGGCCUCGCAGGUUUCAGAGGAGUGUGGACUGUGGAGGGAGUCCUGCAUUUCGGUGCUCACAGUGUUCUGGAAAGAGUGGAUUUGAUCAUCCCGGCUUUAAAUGUGAACCGGGUCGGAUUCCUCCCCCAUCCCUCAUCCCUCAAAGAGGGCUUUGCCUCCCUGGCUGUCGAGUCUGAAAUUUUGAUGGGGAAACUUGAGCAAGGAGCUGUAAGGGGUGGGGAGAGUCAGGACUCGUCACUUCCCCCAGGGAACCUCUGACUAGGAUGGCUUCAGAAACAGACGAUGAGACGAACCCAAGGAGGAUAUCGGUGACUCCUAACUGCAGUUUCCCUCGUUGUGACGCACAGCCGCCAAACCUCUCCUUCCUUCCCCAAAACAACCAGGUUCAGCCUGGACGCCUCCGAAAUGGGAAGCGACGCGGAGCAGGAGGAGGACGAAAAGGAGAAGCCGCCUCCCGAUCCACCACACGCGCCUCUAGCAGGACUAGCAGCUUGGAGCGGCGUCGGCGGCAGCAGCAGCAGCAGCACAGUGAUCAAAGUGGAGAUCGAGCCCUUGCGCCUGGACCUGGGCCUCAUCCAGAAGCCUGGCAAAGACGUGAGUCGCCUUAGGUGGUAGCGAUAACGCAGAGACUUAUCUGGCGUACGAGACGAGGUUCCGGGUAUUAAAUAAGAAUAAUAAUUAAUAAUAAUACUAUUUUGCAGCAUGAAGUUUUCCAUGGAAAGGGAUUCAACCAGAUUUGUGGUUCGGGGAUGGUUUUGGAAUAGGAUUCAAAGCCCUAUGGGGCCCUUCAUGCUAACAGAAUCUCCUUCCUUCCUUCCUUCCUUCCUCCUCCUCUUCCUUUGCUUUUCCCAGGGUUUCAGCAGUGGUGGAGGGAAGCGGUUGAGGUCCAAGUCUGUGCCGGCCCCCUGCGAUGGCGCCUCCUCCUUGCGCAUGUCCCGCAGCCUGGAGGUCUCGCUUCCGGUCACCAUGGGUCAGUGGUCCUUGUGGGACAUGGUCUUUAUUGCAUGCAGGCACAGUGACAGGAGGGGGAGGGGGCUUCUUGUCCUGCCCCAAAUUUGGUGGGACUCAUUUAUGCAGGCUGAUGGGUCCAGACCCAAAGAAAGGGAACUCUCCGUUUUUCCUUAGAAGUUGUUUUUGGAAGAGAGGUUCUCUCAGGCUUCUCCCUACGGCGAAACCAUCCAAGGGAGUCUAUAGGCCUUGAGCUGGAAUUCUUGGGCCCUUCUGGAGACUGCCGCUAUUUCAUUUCAUUCAUUUUAUUUAUAUAACGCACCUCUAUCCAAGGACCAUAGGGAAGUUUGCAGUAUGAAAACACCAAACCGUGUUUGUGGAUGGGGAUGCAAAUCACACAGCGGCAAAUUUGGCUUGCUUGAUCAAAGCUGCUUUGGCCAUCUGGCGCAAUAACCCCAUUCCCGCACCUAUCCCACCCCAAAAAUAUAUCAGCCUCCCUUUCUCUUUUGCCAAGAAGUUGCACAGGAAAAUGUGGGGGUGAUGGCACGUUGCUCUGAUGCCGUGUCGUUUUAACUUCCCUGUGCAAGUAAGUCGGAACGGAUGCUCAAGAAGCGCGAGACCUCAUGUAAUCCAUAUGCCUCCCCCGCUCCGCCACAAACUUUCAUGCAGACAAAUCAGGAUGUGGGGCUGUUGUGGUUUUGUUUUUUCAAAACACAAAGGCUGAUCAUUUUACAAUGUGAUCAAUUUAUCCAUCUUUUCAAAUAAUAAGUACCGUACUUUUCCAUGUACAAGACUAGGUUUUUUUCUUUAAAAACUAAGCUAAAAAGUGGGGGUCAUCUUAUACAUGGAUAGUGCAUAGGGUGGAUAAUUAAUUGGCUGCUGCCGCGGCUGUCAGCAGCUAUUGGGCGUGCUAUUGGCAGCUUCUGCUGGCAAGGGGACAGACGAGAGGCGGAUUUUUUAACACGUGCGGGUGAGUGAUUUUCAGCAACACCCCCCAUAAAGCUCAACAACUCUAUGCCAUCUCCCCCCAUUUUCUUAAAUUUGUGUGUCCCCCCCCCAAAUAUACAUGGGAAAGUACAGUGAAUAAAUGUUGCUGCUUCUGGUGUUGCAUUUCAGGGAUCGCGCCCCCGGUGCUGGAGCUGAUUGAAAAGGAGCAGGUAGCCCCGGAGCAAGUGUAAGUGGCCUCUGCCCUUUGCCCCCAGUUCACACACCCCACAGACUCUGAGGGUGCCCCCCAAACACUUCCACCACCGUCUGCUCUGAAGCACUGAGUAGGGCAGAACUGGAGAGCCCCCUCCCGCAAGGACCCAGGUCCGUUUGAAACGGAGCUGUGAGGAAUCUCCCGCCGGGAAAAUUGGCCUGAUGUAUUUUAUUUACACCAUAGAAUUGCAGGGUUGAAAAGGGACCAUGGGGGUCAUUUAGUACAACGCCCUGCAAUGCAGGGAUCUUCUUUUGCACUUGAACCCACGACCCUGAGAUGAAGGGUCUCGUGGUCUACCAGCUGAGCUGCCCAUGGGUCCCAGGAAAAGAUCCAGGGCUGUGGACAUAGCUGCACCCCUGACAAAGGCGGGGAGGGGGGCAGAUGGACAUGACACGGGCAUCAAUUCUCGCCUCAGACCGCCCCCCCUUUGUCUCUGACAUUAUCCCUUCUCUCAACAACAGGCUGAUGGUGCAACAGGUGCUGAAGGAGCUGACUCAGUACCACGGGUGAGUCUUGGGGGUUGUGGGAAUGAAUCAUCAUCUCAGAGUGGGACAGGGGGGUGGCUGGAAAAUGCAGAAGGCCCCAGAUUCUGAGCCCCUGGGCUGAGCCUGCUCCCUGAAGCAUCUCUGUUUCGUAGCCACUAUUUUGACGCUCAGCUCAGAGGAGCCACACACCCUCCUCCUGACAUAUCUCCACGCCUGGCUCCCAUUCCAGGGCGAAGCACGGGCUGUGCGCCCCCGAAGGCAAUGGCGAAGCCCCGCAGAACCUGACCUGGUUCGAGUUCCUGUCUAACGAGUGAGUGAGCCACUCUUGCGGGGUGGGGUGGGGUAGCGUGCUCCAAAGGUGUAAGGAAUUAAUUUAAUAAAGCUCACACGAGCCCCCUGAACCACCCUCUGCUCUUUCUUUCCUAACCCAGGACUGAAGACAGCGGGAAGAGCGACAAGGCCGAGAGAGGGACCAAGGUGAGGCGCCGCUUGAGCAACCUCCGCAACCGGGUCACUGGAUCGUGGCAGAAGGAGAAGGUGAGGGGCAGAGCUGGGGGGAAGUUUGGGAGGUCUUUGCUGGUUGGCUCAGGAGGGAGAGCUCUCUCCUGCUCCACCCCCAAACAGUGGAGGUGGGUCCCACGGGAGAUUUGCGGGGUGGGAAGCAGGGAGCCUGGAAAGGAGCCAGAGGCAGGGAGAGGCGGAGCUAAGGCUUCCCCCAAGGGCAGUGGCGACUGGUCCCAGAAAGGAGGCGGAGCCAGAGGCAGGGAGAGGCGGAGCUAAGGCUUCCCCCAAGGGCAGUGGCGACUGGUCCCAGAAAGGAGGCGGAGCCAGAGGCAGGGAGAGGCGGAGCUAAGGCUUUCCCAAAGGGCAGUGGCGGUUGGUGCCCAUGAAGGAGGCGGAGCCAGAGACAAGGAGAGGCGGAGCUAAGGCUUUCCUGAAAGGCAGUGGUGGCAGGUGCCCACUGGGAAAGCAAGGAGCCCUGAAGGGAGGUGGAGCUAGAAACAACAAGAGGUGGAGCUAAGACUUUCCCAAAGGGCAGUGGCGGUUGGUUCCCAUUGGAGCUUGUGAAGCAACGAGAGGUGGAGCCAACUAGUUCUAGCUUUGCCCCCCCCUUCUUGAGUUCUGCAAGGGGCAGCAAUGAGCUGGAGGAGGAGGGUCACCUCCUUGACCGGUUGUAAGCAAGACGGCGGGCAGGUGGGGGGCAGGCUGAGAGGUGGGGAGGGCCACCUCCGGCCCCUGGACCUGAGCUUGCCUUCGUUUGUCCCGGGUGGUUCCCACGGUCUGAAUUCUCCGCUCUUCUUUUCAGGGUAAGAUCAAAGGCCGUGAGAAGGAGGCGGUGGAGGUGAAGGAGCGGCCGCGGGCACUGCAUGGGCAUGAGCUGACGCCGGGCGCCUUCUCGGCCGCCGCCUGCUGCUCCCUCUGCGGCAAGAGCCUGCUGAACAAAGCGGGGCUGCAGUGCUUGAGUGAGUAGCGGCCCCCCGAGGUCACCGGGGGCUCCCCUGGCCCACGCACGCCUGCUUGGCGGGGUGGGUGGGUCCCGGGCACCGUUGCACCCUGGCUUGGCACCUGCUCCCUACAAACUCCUCUCCCUCUUCGCAUGCGAUUCCCAGCCACGGGCAGAAUUGCUUUCGGACAAAGCUGCGAGUUUUGCAGCCAAUCGGAAACAGGUUCGGUUUGGGUAUCGAUUUUGCGGGGUGGCACGGAAAGCGGCACAAAACAGCGCCAAACCCAGCACACACAACCCUGGCACCGGUUUGGAGCCAGGUUGGGUUUGGGAGCCAUUUGCUUGUGGUCCCAGUUUGAGUGUCGAUCGCUCUGUUUUUGGUGGGGAGGCGGCACAUAAUGUGGGGUUGGCAGUACAAAACGGGCACAAAAAUUUGCCGCCUGUUUGGAGUCCAUCAUAGGACCGGCAUUAAUUAACUUGUGACCCCGAUUUGCUGCGCCAAUUUCUCCAUUUGGAGGGGAGGCUCAUGAAAUGCAAGGUUUUUAGCACAAAACACGCGCAGAAUUCUGCCCGAAAUUUCAGGGUUAACGGAGCCGGCAGCCGUUGAAAUAUUGCCUUACCAUCUGGGUGGAUUUGAUUUGAUUCACGAUUUAAAGCAUUAGUAAGAGUUGAUUUAAAUCACUAGUCAGUAAAAGUUGAUUUAAAUCACUUUUUUUACAGAAAGACUCCGCCUUGCUGGUAUAAUCUUAAUAGCAGAUGCAGGUUUCAUUUUCAGGUUUCAUUUUCAGGUUUCAUUUUCAGGUUUCAUUUUUGGAAUAAUAAAUUUUCAGAGUAGUUUUUACAGUUAUAUCAAAAAUUACAGAUUUGGUUAUACUAUUAGAAAUACAUUGAAAGAUAAUUAUGAAACUGUGGUGAGGUUUAAUAAGUUAACUGUUCAUAUUUGGACAACUUUUCUGCUGUACUUUAUUUCCUUAGUAACAAUUCAAACAGUUUAUUUAACUAAAACAAUAAUAUUAUAGCAUAUGUAUCCAUGUUUGUUAACUGAUGUGGUUAAAUGGAUUUUUUUUUAAAAAAAAAGCUUAGGCUGAGUUUUAGCGCACAUGAAAAACUUUAAACAAAUCCUCAUUUCCUGAUGAAUAGCCUUUGGUCUAUAAUGUAACUUAAAUAGAAAGAUUUUUCCUCCAAAAGCAUUUUAUUUUUGAAAUCCGAUUUAAAAGAAAAACCCCCUGAUUUAACCCAGAAAAAAACUGAUUUUAAAAUUAUUAUUUUAAAAAAUCGUUGAUUUUUAUUCACCCUACUUACCAUCCACCAUGAAUCCACAUCUUAAAGCCUUUCUGUUGGUAUCUGUGCUUCAUCCGGGCGACUUCUAGGCGUGGGAACGGCAGCUAGGGAGACAAAUAAGAGGAAAUAAAUGGAAUGAUUGAGCGCAGAAUUCUAUCGCAGAAUUGGAAUAGGAUUGGGAGAAAGGGACCCCUGUGGGUCAUCUAGUCCAACCCCCCAACAUUGCGACACAUAAAUAAUAUUAUUUGUUUGUUUGCCCGAAGGCUGCAGCAUUGGAAACAAUUUGAAACAGCUUAAUGAAACCAAUGGCUGUAAUAUUUUGAAUGCGAAUUAACAGUGAUUUAAAUAAAAUUUAAAUUUUUAUUAUUAUUAUUGUAAAAACUUACAACUAAGAAAAUGUUAAGAAAUAACAAUAUGGAAAUGAAUUAAAUGCAAGAUGUAAUUUGAAGAAAAUUGGGUAUAAAAUGGUAAGAAGAGCAUUAAGUUUAAAGAUGAAAAAUAAGACAAAAAUUCAGCAGAAGUAGCAAAUAGUUAAAGAACCAGAAGAAACUGAGGGAAGUCACAGAGUGGGGGAGUUGUGUUUUAUUUUUCUCUUUUAUAUGUUAAAUGUGUUGAAUUGUAAUAUCUAAUUUAAAAAUAUUUAAAAAUAAAAUUAAUAAUAAUAAAAUUAAAAAACCUUAGUAGUUUUCAAUUACCAUCCAAUAAUAUCAUUAUAGCAAUACCAAUUUAUAAUACAAUUAUUAAUACUGAUUAAAAAAUUAAUAGAAAAAUCAAAUAUUUGUUAGCCAAGCCAGACAUUUAUUUAUUUUUUAAAUUGAGUGGCUUUUUAACGUUUGAUCAGACUUUGUGAACCGAACAGUUCAAGCAUAAAACACCAAACCUCGUAGAAUUUAAUUUAAAUCCGAGGGUAAAUAGGUUUUAUACUCAGAGCAAUGAAAGAUCAUGACUAUUAAUUUCUGAGUAGAAUUUAGAUGGAUCUGCUAAAAUGCUAAUUUAUUUCCUCAGGACUUUGCUGGAGAAAGACGCCAGCCGAAGGCGAACAUUCAAUUCAAAUUUUAUUACAUUAAGUUUAAAGGUGGUUUGACUUUAAAGCUGAGGUGAUUUUAAUGUUAAAACACUAAAACAUUAAAAUUACCUCAGCUUUUCUUUUUUCCUCAAAGGCAGCCUGUCAAACCGCCUUUAAACUUAAUCAAUGUAAUAAAAUUUGAAUUUUGUGUGGUUAAAAAUAAUUUCGCCUAUAUUAAAUGGAUCUAAAACACGUCUGCAUUCUCCUCCUUCGUUAAAACCAAGCUCUGUUUGUGGUGUUAUAUAUAUGUAUAAAAUAAAAUUUAGACACGGCCCGAUUGUUAAAAAUGAUAAUAAAAAAUCCCUUAGAGCAUUUUGUGAGGAGAUAAAACGACGACGCUGAGGGAAAUUCGCAAUCCUUCUUUAAAAUCACCUCAGCUUUUCUUUUUUCCUCAAAGGCAGCCUGUCAAACUGCCUUUAAACUUAAUCAAUGUAAUAAAAUUUGAAUUUUGUGUGGUUAAAAAUUAUUUUGCGUAUAUUAAAUGGAUAUAAAACACGUCUGCAUUCUCCUCCUCCUUCGUUAAAACCAAGCUCUGUGUGGGGUGUUUUUUUAAUAUAUAAAUUUCAUAAAAUUUAGACACGGCCUGAUUGUUAAAAAUGAUAAUUUAAAAAAAAUCCCUUAAAGCGUUUUGUGAGGAGAUAAAACGACAACACUGAGGGAAAUUCGCAACCCUGCUUUAAAAUCACCUCAGCUUUCUUUAGCGUCUCAGAGGCAGCCUGUCAAACUGCCUUUAACUUUAAUAUUAAAUACUGAAUUAAAUUAUCACAGCCACGGAUUUACACUUAAUUCAAGCUGUUUUAUGUACCGCUUAAUCCUCCGGUGUCUCUAAAGCAGCUUUACAAAGGGGCGAUGUGCGGAAAUAAUAAAUAAAAAUUGAAUAUGUGUGUGUGUGUGUGUGUGUGUGUGUGUGUGUGUGUGUAGAUAUAUAUAUAUAUUCAAUAAAUAAAUAAAUAAAUAGUCGGCGGAAACUACAAAUAAAAUACAAAUAAAUGAAAGUGAAAUAAAUUGAAAUUGAAACACAAAUAAAUAAAUGAAACGUAUUCUUCCCCCCCCUUUAUUUUGCACUGACGAAAAAAAAUGCAAAUUAAUUAGAAUAAAAUAAAAUGAAGGGGGGAAUGUAAAAACCCUAUAAAGUAGCGAGAAAAAGGAGCGUGUGUUGUUUUAUCACGAUAUUAUUAUGUGAUUUGCCGGCAUUAUUUUCCACGCAUUUUGCCCGCCAAAAAUAUAAGACCUCGAAAGGCCGACGCGGUUGCCAUAGCGACCAACCGUCGCGGGAGGAGCAGCAGCGGCGAAGUCUCGCGAUACCUUGAGCGCCUCCUCCGCUUCUCUUUACCGAGCCGCGGGAGCUUUCGAAAGGCUAGCCGUGGGAUCUCGCGAGAUCUCGGGUGGGGGGGCGUGGCCGACCUAGAGAUGCUCUCCGUGGCCUGAGGGGAGACGCGCCUCGCGAGAGCCUGCGGGAAUGGGUGGGGAAGUCUCGCGAGAUGGAGGGCCGAGGGGGAAGUGGCUUAGCGAGGAGGAGGAGGAGGAGGAAGAAGAAGAAGAAGAAGAGGCUGCGCCGGUCGGGCUUCCUCGGGGCGGCAGAAGGAGCGCCCGCUGAGAGAGAGCCGGGUAGGCGACGCGGGCCUGAACGGCCGGGCCCCUCCCGAUGACGUCUGGCCCCUUCUGAUGACGUCAGAGGUCAGUGGUAGUCAAGCUGUUAUGCCAAGCGAUGCGCGCCCCCAAAACGAGGGGGGGGGUGUUAUUCUGUGAGCUGGGUGUCUUGAACGUCAAGUUGCUAGUCCUCAUGCGUUUAAAACGGGGAGGGGAAAGCCUAUGGGGAAAGUCAAGUUCCUAGUCCUCUUGAGGAAACAGGUUCCUAGUCCUCCUGCAUCUAAAACAAGGGGGAGCCUAUGGCUCUCCCAGAUGGGGAAAGUCAAGAUCCUAGUCCUCUUGUAUCUAAAACGAGGAGGGGAAGCCUAUGGCCCUCCCAGAUGGGGAAGGUUCCUAGUCCUUUUGUGCUUAAAACGAGGAUGGGGGAGACUGUUGCUCUCACAGAGGUGGGAAGUCAAGAUCCUAGUCCUCUUGCGGAAACAAGUUCCUAGUCCUCUUACAUCUGAAAUGAGGAGGGGGAGCCUGUGGCCCUCCCAGAUGAGGAAAGCCAAGUUCCUAGUCCUCAUGCAUCAAAAAUGAGGAUUGGAAAGCCUAUGGCUUUCCCAGAUGCAGAAAGUCAAGUUCCUAGUCCUCUUGCAGAAAAUCAAGUUUCUAGUCCUCUUGUAUCUAAAAUGAGGAUGGGGAGCCUAUGGCCCUCUCAGAUGGGGAAAGUCAAGUUCCUAGACCUCAUGCGUCUAAAACAAGGAUUGGGGAGCCACUGUAGCAAGAAGAAACUGCCCACUCCAUCACCAUGGGGCCUCCGGACCCCAGAGCAUGUUUGUUGGGAUGGGGAUGCUGGAGGAAGGUCUCUGGCCAGGUGGAAGGACGUCGGUCCCUGGUUCAAAUCCAGAGUGCAAGCCCCACCCCUCCGGAAAGGGAGGAAGGGGCUCCUGUGAUGCCUGGAGAGGCCUGCCCCCCCUUUGCUGUCCUCAGGACUUGCGCCCGCAGAGCAUGGCAAGAGGGCACUGGGUCCUAGUGGCGUCCAGCCCCCUCUUCCCCCUGGGACAGAGAAAGGGGAUCCCUGGCAACCCCUCCAACAUGGGGGACCCUCAGAGCACCCAGGAUGGAGGAGAUCCUGCAAGAUGUGUGCGGCGAACAUGUCUGAAUAAGGCCAGUUGCCUGGGAGUCACAGGUGGGGAGAGCCGCUACCAUGUCGCUCAGAUCCUGUUUGCUUCUUCCCUUUGGGGCAUCUGUUUGGUGCCGGAUCCGUCCCAAGAGGGCCCAUCUAGUCCAGCAUCCUGUUCUCACAGUGACUGACCAGAUGCCCCAGAGCAGGAUUCGAAUGCAAGAUCAACUCCCCUUCUGUCGUUUGCAGCAACCAGUGGGAGGGAGUUCCACCGUUUAACAACGGGCUGCGUGAAGGACCCUCCCACUGUCUUUGGCCGCUGGCUGGGUUGCCUGAGGCAGCCGCCUCUCCCGACAGCAGCUUCCGUAGGUGUGGUUUGGCAUCUUGCCUCUGAUCGAUUCCCUCCAGCCGCUUCUGGUUACCUUUCAACGGAUGUUUUGACCAAAAGCGUUUUGGGUGAAGGGGAAGAAGGGAGCGAACGCCGACCUGGCGAAGGACAAACGCAGCGGACAAUUUGCAGUUCUGCUCUGAAGUCUAAAGUCCUCGCUGGUGCAUCGAGUUUGUGGCUGAGGGCCGUGCCACCCAGAGGCUUCUGCAAAUACCAGCCCAAACCACCUGCCAUAGUAAUAAUAAUAAUUUUAUUAUUUGCACCUCGCCUAUCUGGCUGGUUCGCCCCAGCCACUCUGGGUGGCUUCCAACAAAUAAAAAAGCAUAAUGAAAAAUCAAACAUUAGAAAUGUCUUCUAAAAGUUGUAUAGUUACAAAAACCAACUGAGCGCUCUAGGCAUCAGAUUUAGAUUAUUUCUACAGUUUUAAUUUUGGAGACAAUGUGGUACAUUAUUGGCAUGACAGUACUACAAUAUAACAAUUGUAAUAGGUUAAAGGAAAGCAUCAAUUUAUCAGUUUUACAGUUAGGCCCGAAACUAGUUUCAUUUGUCAUGACAAUACCGUUCCCUGCAGGUUCACCCAACGCCUUAAUUAUAUAGUUUCCUUUGUGUGUUUAAGACACACCUCUUUUAACUUGGACUUUUGACACAUUAGGAGCCACCCUACAAGAACACUUUUUAAAGCUGCGUUUUAAAAUGGCUCUAACCUGCCAGUGGACCUUAAAGGGGGAUAAUAAUAAUAAUAAUUGCCAGGAGGACUGGAAUCCUCUUAUUUUGUGGGCUUGCAGUGUUCGAGAGCCAAAACGGAUGAGUACCAAGGUACGACAACCAAGGUACGACUACACACAAGGCGGUUUAGGGCAACAAAAUAUACGCCGAACACACACCUUCUAAUAAAUAAUCUCCUCCACUACAAAAAGUCAUAAGGAAGCAGAACUUCAAAACAGAACGGCUUGUAUCAAAUAAAGCAAUAUUCAGUAAUCUGUUAAAAUAUAACAGUACGCAAUAAAAUUAACUCUCAGAUCAUCAGCAAAUAGAUAAAUUCCUGUCCGCGGUCACCCUCCCUUCGCCACCUCCCUCUGGCAGGGAAAUUUGGGGGUCUGUUAAUCCCUUUCCCUAAACACAGCCUGCCUCACUGUUUAUAUGCCAAGGGGUUGGAAGAAUCCCAGGAAGGGCUUGGCAGGUCUGGGAGGGCCGUGCUGGGGGUCCGAGAGCUAUACAGAGUUUGCGCGGAUGUUGAAGAGAAGCCUCUCCUCUCAGCCUCCUCUGUUCCAGCCGAAACAUCCCCAGCUCCUUCAACUGUUCUCCAUAAGGCUUGGCUUCCAGACCCCUGGUCAUCUUGGUCACCCUUCUCUGCUAAAAUCUAAAUUCUUAAUACCUUCUCGUUUUCAUUAGAAUGCAGGGUGCUUUAUUAAGCAGCGUAAAGAUUAGGUCCCUGGCCCCAGGGGCCGUACGAACACUGUGCAUGCAUGUGGCAAAAUGCGAAAUUUUGUUUAUUUGUGAUAAUGCCAUUUAUCAUCCUUAUUGUCUCAUUGACAUCCCCAGCAAAACUCCUAAUGUAUUGCAUGCAUUAUUUUUUAUCAAAGUAAACAUAAUGGUUAUAAUAAUGAUAAAGUGGAAGAGGAGGAUGGAAUUGUCAAGGUGGAAGGGAGACUGUGCGGAUCAAACCCAAAACCUUGGCGUUACCAGCGCCACACUCGAGGAAAGACCUUCCUGCUGUGUAUAUCUGGCUGCGCAUUUUCCCGGCUCUUGGAGUUUUCUUUUGCAAGCAAGGCAUGGCCAGAGGAGCCUUAACCAGCAGCUCAUGUUGUUCCCUCCAGAUGGUCCUGAACUCCAUGCUUAGCCCUGUGAUGCAGCAGCAAGCAAGGCCGGUGCAGUUCCUGGCUGCAUCCACGGAAGUCUAGCGUCCAGGUCAAGGGGAAUUAGGCAGGGCCAGAUAUCGAUAUAUCGCCCAAAACCAGUUUAAAGUCCGGGGGAAAUAGAUUGGUAUAUGCUUAGCUGAUGAUGCAUCGUGAUGUUGAAAACCAGAUAUUGCCCUAGUAGAAACCAAUCCGUAUAGUUAAAGCCAUGAUUUCCCCAGUAGUGAUGUAUGGAAGUGAGAGCUGGACCAUAAAGAAGGCUGAUCGCCGAAGAAUGGAUGCUUUUGAAUUCUGGUGCUGGAGGAGACUCUGGAGAGUCCCAUGGACUGCAAGAAGAUCGAACCUAUCCAUUCGGAAGGAAAUCAGCCCUGAGUGCUCACUGGAAGGACAGAUCCUGAAGCUGAGGCUCCAAGACUUUGGCCACCUCAUGAGAAGAGAAGACUCCCUGGAAAAGACCCUGAUGUUGGGAAAGAUGGAGGGCACAAGAAGAAGGGGACGACAGAGGACGAGAUGGUGGGACAGUGUUCUCGAAGCUACCAGCAUGAGGGAGGCAGUGGAAGACAGGAGGGCCUGGCAUGCUCUGGUCCAGAGGGUCACGAAGAGUCGGACACGACUAAACGACUAAACAACAACAGAAACCAAGCCUUAUGAGCAGCAGUUGAAGGAGCGUGCUUAGCCUGGGAGAAGAGGACAGAUGCAACAGCCAUCUUCAAAUAUCAGAAGGGCUGUCACAUUUAUAUAUAUUUUAUUUUUACCGCUCCAGAGGGGAGAAUUCAAACCAGUGGGUUCCGUGACAAGGAGCUUGCAACCAAAUACAGUGAAACCCGGAAGUAAAUGAUUCGGUUUCCAAACGGUUUCCGGAAGCCAAACGCGGCUUCCGGUUUGAGUUUCCCUGUUGUGUUGAGGCUUCCGCUUUCAGUUUUCGAAUGUUUUGGAAGCCGAACGGUCUUCCGGAACGGAUUACGUUGGAAAACCGAGGUCCCACUGUAGCAGGAAGCUGUUUCUGAGUGUUAAGAAGGGUUUCGACGGGGGGCUGGACUCCCCCAGUAGUUGAACUCUCCUCAGUUGGAGGUUUUCAGACAGAUAUUGGGGCCAAGGAUUCCUCAGCUGAGACUUCUGCCUUGCAGAGGGUCCCUUCUGCACCUGCAGGCCUCAGCUGGGUCUCGCUUUCUUUGCCCCACCUGUCCGGACACGUGCGCUGGGAGCGGUCCCCUCCUCACCCCAAGCCACUAACCGCACUCCAUUAAUCCUCCCUGUAUUUCGCCCCCGAAAGCCCCCGCAGGAGUCUGUGUUUUUAAACAAGGCAGCAGGAGGGGAUCUCUGGAGUCCGGCCUGUUCGGUUUUUGUUUAUUUUUGCCCUUUCCCACUUCCUAGAUGCUCAGAAUACCUUUCGGGGUGAGGUCAUCCUAGGCACGGGAGUUCCUGGUUUCCUUCACCCUUUCCUUGCUGAUUUAAAAAAAAAACCCGUUCCGAUACAGCUGGUUUUGAGGCUGAAACGUCUUUCACCUUGGGACUGUUGGCUUUGGAAGGAGGCGAAGGAACCUUUGCAGGUAGAAAGAGAUGCCUUUUUGUGGAGCGGGGGCCAUUUAGAGAUUAGCUCAGUGGCUCUCACCUGCCUCCCCCUCGCUCUUUCUAGACCCCAUCCCCUUUUAGCAAUGCGUAUAAAACAGAGCAGUUAUAAUGGAUGAAAAGUGAAAAGUGAAAAACAUCUGGCCUGCUCGGUCGGUAGAGCAUGCGACUCUUUAAUUCUCAGGGUUGCGAGUUCGAGCGCCCCGUUGGGCAAAGGUUUCCGGCAUUGCAGGGGGUCGGACUACGUGGCCUUUUGGGCUAUAAGCGCUGCCGCCAGGCUCAUAAGCAGCCGCUCCCCUGUGGCGAGCGGAGAUCUUCUCCAGGCGAACUGGCUUGGGGAUGAACAGAAGGCUCCUGUUUCCUUGUUCCCCGAGUGCCCAGGCACACAUGGAAUUUCUGUUUUUAUCUCCCAAGGAGGCUUAAUUCCCCGGUGCCCAUGGGUUUGCAAAGCCAGUUACCCCCUGACUACGCACCUCUGGCAUUUGGGGUUGUUAUUUGGGGGCCUUUGAAGCAGAUGGCGACUACUCCCCCCCCCCCUGCUUUCUAAGCAGCUCCGAACGUUCGCUGCCCUCAUUCGCAUGUGGGGCGGUUGCCCCACCCAGUUUGUAGAAGGGUCAGACUGGGAACACCCUGCUGUGGGCUCCCCACCCCCUUCCCACCGGCCUCUGUCUUGCGUGAAUUGCUUAAGCCGGUUCAGCUUGUCUUGGAGACGGCAGCCUCCGAUUCCGGGCGUCUUCUGUGCUUCCGGCAGCGGCAGGACGAAGGCAGCAACAAAACUGGCGGUUGCCAGUUCAGCAAGAGCUUGCAAAGCCCCCCCUCGCUUUCAGAGGGGGGGCAUUUGCUGUGGACGCAGCUCUGUGUGCUGCCAUAUUCCCCCCCCCUUCGGGGGUGGGUGGGUGUGUUUUAAGCAAAGAGCCUCCUUAUCCGAGGAACCUUGUUGGAGCAGCCAAACUGUCUCUGGAGGUUCCCAGGGUCAUCCUCUGCCACCUUCAGACCUAAGGAUUUGGCAUCUCAGCCUGAGAGCCAGACUGACCACAGGCCUGGAUGAUGGACCCGUGGCCUAGCUUUCAAUGUUUUCAGCAUUUGAUGUUUGAUCGUGUUUUUAAUACUCUGUUGGGGCUGCCCAGGGUGACCGGGGAAACCCAGCGGGGUAUAAAUAAUUUUUUAAAAGGUCAAGGCCCUGUGGGCAGUUAAGUCCAGUCCAAGGCAACUAUGGGGUUGCGGCGCUCAUCUCGCUUUCAGGCCAAGGGAGCCGGCGUUUGUCCACAGACAGCUUUUCCGGGUCAUGUGGCCGGCAGGACUAAGCCGUUUCUGGGGCAACGGGACACCGUGACGGAAGCCAGAGCUCACGGAAACGCCAUUCACCUUCCUGCCACAGUGGUACCUAUUUAUCUACUUGCACUGGUAUGCUUUCGAACUGCUAGGUUGGCAGCAUCUGGGACAGAGCAACGGGAGCUCACUCCGUCGUGGGGAUUCAAACCGCCGACCUUCUGAUCGGCAAGCCCAAGAGGCUCAGUGGUUUAGACCACAGCAGCACCCCUCUCCCUUUUUAUGAACAAUAAAUAUUAUUAUUAUUAGCAUGGGAUCAUAGAAUCAUAGCUUUCUGGAGUGGGAAGGGAUCCUGAGGGUCAUCUAGCCCAACCCACGGCAAUGCAGAAAUAUUUUGCUCCCCAUGUGCUCGAACCCACAACCCCGAGAUGAAGAGUCGCGUGCUCCACUGAGCUAUCCCAGCAAUCAGAAACUCAGAUUUAUAAGCCAGGCGUCAAAUGGCUCCAUAAACCAAUGGAAUGUCUAGUUGCCGUUUAUUUAUUAAAAAGUCUUUAUUUUUCAAAGGAUGGACUUGCUGUGAUUGAUUCUCAUUUAAAGAUCUGGCUAGUUCAGAGGACCUUGAGCUGUGUGAAGAGUUUUGAGAACUUAAAAGAAAAGUCCCUUUCUCCUGGGACAUUUUGGCAGUUGCUGUUCCCUCCUGCGACAGGGAGUUCCACAGGUGAACCACAGGGCUUUCUGCAGGUCCGUCUGAGCGCUGCAUGUGCUCAAAGUCAUCUCUGGGGCACUUGGCGUCGGCUUGCGACUUGUGGGAUCGGCCUGGCGAGAAGGAAGACCCAUGCUUCUUUUUCUUCUUCCCCCUCCUCAGAUUGCGCAGUAAACGUCCACAAAAACUGCAAGACCCUCUUGCCUGAAUGCAGUGGGGCCAAGCCCAAGGUAAGCCACCUUCCUCCUUUUCGAUCUCGGGCCGGGGGAAGGCGGGGAGACACAGAAAGAGCUCUUGGCUUCCCUUCAUCGCCAGCUAAACAUUGCGAUAUAGAGAGAAGAGAGCAUGACAUCUGAAAUAAGGGCAGGGCUAUGCAAAGGCAUCGGCUGGCUUCGCGGUUUUCCCCACACCCUGAUUUUUGCCUUGCCUGUUCUUGUUUAGGGAAGUUUUUAACGUCUGAUGUUUUAUCGCUUUUUUAUCAUAAUCAUCAUUAUUAAUAUUCUGUUGGGAGCUGCCCAGAGUGGCUGGGGAAACCCAGCCAGAUGGGUGGGGUAUAAAUAAAUUAUUAUUAUUAUUAUUAUUAUUAUUAUUAUUAUUAUUAUUGCAAUUCGCUGAGUUUGCUGAGUUAACAGGAGCGGCAAGAGUCAAGAGAAGCCUUGGCCAGCUUAAUGCUUUUCCCCAAACAGUGGUACCUUGGAAGUCGAACGGAACCCGUUCCGGAAGUCCGUUCAACUUCUAAAACUUUCAGAAACCGAGGUGCGGCUUCCGAUUGGCUGCAGGAAGCCCCCGCAGCCAAUCAGAAGCCGCGUCGGACGUUCGUCUUUCAAAUAACGUUCGCAAACCAGAACACUCCCUUUUAAGUUUGCGGCAUUCGGGAGUCGAAACAUUCGACCCGCAAGGCGUUCGGAAUCCAAGGUACUACUGUAUUGUGAUAUUUGCAUAGCGCGCAAACGUCACAAUUCACGAUAUCUUGCCACAGCGAAGCCCUUCAAGCCCCGCUUCCUGUUAUCAUUGUGUUGUUUCUCUUCUUCCUUCCCUCCCCUUUUCUAUCUUGCAGCAAAGAGAUUCGUUCCUCCGCCCUCCCAGCUCUCCACCCAGUUCGCUCCGGAGCUACAGCCCAGGUUCGUACCCCCAAAUAAUCUGUUUCCGCGGCUCUGACUUUGCUUGCAGACGGGGCUGUGGCUUUUCCCCCUAGGAGGAAAGGCGGUGGCGUUUGGGCCUUGUCAGUUCAGAGGAGAGGCAAGGAAGAGGCCACCUGGUUGAAGUAAAAUCACACCUGGCGCAUAGCAAGUGGGCACAGGAGCUCGCGGGCACCCGAAUGUCAGAAGACCCGGAACCGGCAGGAGGAAAUAUUGCCUGCAGCGCAUGGGUAGACUGUGGAACUACCUGCCACAGUGACGGCCACCGACUUUUUAAAAAGAGACUGGACAACUUGGUGGAGGAGAAUUGGGCUAUGAUGGUUCAGAAUGCUUCUGAAUCUCAGUUUCUGGAAACCACUGGAACCAGUAGAGAGAAAGCUCUUGUGCUCACAUCCUGCUUGCGGGUUUCCCAUAAUAGGCAACUGGUCAGGAACGCUACUAGAUGGACCAUUGGCCCGAUCGAACGCUACAAAAGUGGGGGGCGCUCGGCAGCCCAGAAAGUGGCUCCCCCUUUUUCCCGCUCGGGAAAGCUCUAGAACGCUCCGGAGUGGCCUAAAAUCGCCCCAUGUGCGCCUUUUCAUGCUUCUUCCCCCCCCCCUUCAUCUCACCUCAUUGUGAAACCUCGACAAAAAUAAGGGAACGAAAAAUAUCACAGAGCCCUGAGAAAAAUCGAUAAGCUGUUUUUCCCCCCAUCGAUCGCUUGCUUGGCAGCUGUGAAACGGGGGAAAAUAGAUAUCUAUCUAUAUAUUACCAGGUUGGCUGUUUGUGCAUGCGUGUUAAAUUGUGCCGGUUUUCUUGGCUCCCGGCACUGAGUGGGGCUAAAAAAGAAGAAGAAGGAGCUGGGUAAGAGAUUGGAGGCGGGUUGGGGGGGGGGAGAACGGGCCUUUUUCCUCUCUGCCUAGCGGGUGAAGCAUCUCUGCGGUGCGCAGUCUGGUCUGUUGGGAGAAGCGGCCAGGGAAUCAAUGUCUUUCCUCGGCAGCCUGCAGGCUGUGCUAAUUGAACUCAGAAAACGGCUUGCCUUUCGGGGAGCCUGGCUUGUGGGGGGCAGGAGGGGGACUUGGAGGGGGGAGAGCCGUCCGGACGAGAAACCAUUUUGGGGGCCGGCGGUUCUCCCACUCGCCUCGUGGCGCCCCCAAGCCAGCGGAGGGCAGAAAAUGAGAUGGAGGGGGGCAUCCAUUGGACGGCUCCAGGGCUGUGGAGUUUGCAUGGCUUUCAGCUUGGAAUGGGGGAUGGAAGCACCUGGGGGCACGACUUCGUUUCGCCAGCCGUGGGCCUGCGCGGCGAGAAUCGUUUCUGUGACGGAUGUGGGAAGAGCCUACCUUAUCAGGCCCCUCCAGGCCAGCUUCCUCGUCUCACGGCGGAGAAAUACCCCCAAGAACCCAGAAAUCGAGGUAGACUGCGCCCGGAGCUGGAGGCUCUAUAAAAGCUCGAGCCGAGUCCGGCUGCCGCAGCAUCGAACCAGCCCAGCCUCCUCACAGUGGCCAACCGGAUGACUCAAUGGGAAACCCGAAAGCCGGAUUCAAGUGCGAGAACCCUCUGUCCUCCUGUGGUUCGCAGAAACCAGGUUUCAGAAGCCGAGCCGCUGUGGCCGGAGGCCUUCGACAGCCCUCUCCUCCAUGGAUUUGUCUCUUUGCAAGCCGUCUAAGGUCAGUGUCCGCCGUGGCCUCCUGCAGCAGUGCGUUCCGCAGUUCCGAUCUUGCACUACAUGAGCAAGCCCUUCCCUUUGGCUACUUAAAGCUGCUUUCCUCCUUCCGGUUUUUUCGCCCAAAAACGUAAGCUCCCCACGUGCAGAUAAAACCUGCGUUGAUCUUCCCAGCGUCUGGUUUGGGAGAAAAGAUUGGCAGAGCUUCUUCCCUGGCCUGAUCCGCACCGCAUGCUGCCUGCCGCUUUCCCCAUAGCACCUGCAGGCUGCAGUGCGGAUGAGAACGGCCUGUUCUUCCGCGCUGGGCGACUGAAGCAAGGUUGCAUCCUGGGAAAGGUUUUUCUCCUCCUGCCGCUUGCAGUUUCCCUAGAGCUCCGUUCCAGCAAAACAGGCUUGUCAGGAGUAAACAGACCCCCAUGGGGAGAGGCCGGCCAGCCUUGCUGUCUUCUUAAUAUUAUUCCCAGAAGCCCGAUAUCCUCAGUGCCGCCAGCACUGUCUGGCAGCAGCUGUUCUCAGGGCUUCAGCUGGGAGUCUGCAGGCAAGGGCAUCGCUUCUUUGCUCAGCUGCGGUGCUUGCCUUAUGAAUGACGCAAACCCACCCCCCAAAGUCCUUGCAAUUCCAAGUUAGGUCCUUGGUCUGUUGAGCUUGGACUCGGCAGCAGCUCCCCAAGGUUUCGGAGCCAGGUCUACCUCCCCAUUCGAAAAUCCCCCAGCACAUUUUGCACCUGGCUUUGAACCUCUUGCGACCCGCUGACGUCUCCGUCUGGCAAUCCUUGGGUCAUUCCUGUUUCCACACGCCCAGACCCCAUCCUGUUCAAUUCUAUCCCUGGUGUUUCAUCUGCACAACGGGAAUGAAAUUUGGGGACCCAAAUGCUUCCUCUGGGUAUCCCAAGCAGGAGCAGCAAACGACGUUAUAGCGGAUUGUUUGCCGCUUGCCGUUGGGAAGGAUAUCAGAAUAGACCAGGCUUCCUCAGCCUCGGCCCUCCAGAUGUUUUUGGCCUACAACUCCCAUGAUCCCUAGCUAGCAGGACCAGUGGUCAGGGAUGAUGGGAAUUGUAGCCUCCAAACAUCUGGAGGACCGAGUUGGAGGAAGCCUGGAAUAGACCAAUAUAUCGGUGGACUGUCCCAGGAUUGAGAGAGUUUCCUUUUAGUUAUCAGAGCUCUUAACCCGGUUCAAGGUAGUCCUCUGAACUAGCCAGGUGAGAAUCCAUCCCAGUCAGUCCAUCCUUUGGAAAAUAGGACUUUAGAGCCGUCUUGCCCAAAAAUGGCACCUGGCCUUUCCGUUUUGGCAACUGCCACCCUGGUUUAAGGGGCUGUUCGGCAGCCAGCUUAUAUAUUUUGAGUUUCUGACGCUUCCCCUCCUGGCUGUGUGUGUGUGUUUGUGUGUCUUCCCUCCUCCUUUCCUUGGCCACAGCAGUGUGCAAUUCUUAAUUCGAUUCCUCCCCCCCCCUUAAUUGCCAAUGUCUCCAGCCGAUGAAACACGGCCUCCCCCUAAUUAUAUUUAUUUUACACUGGGCCGUUUUGUGCAUCAAACGCCACGGAGGGCAAAUGCGCCUUGUCCGUUUGCCGACUCGGCUCGUCUUCCAGCUCCUCAGAGUCUCAGUUUGGUGCGGCGGCCGUGAGCCACUCACCAUUUCUUCCCCCCUUCCCUCCCUCCCUCGCAGUUGUAAGAUAAUUCUUUGCUUUGACACAUGGGAGCAUGUUCUCCCUUUGGGAGCUGAGGUGCAAAUAAUUGCGGGCUCCGGCCGCUAAACGAGGGACUUAGCAAUUUCCAGAGCACGCAGUGGGGGCCCAAUUUCCUCCCCUCCAGACUUGCCUGCUGAUUCCGCCAAUACGCCCCCUGCUGCUGAGCGGCCGCGCUUGCCUCUCUGGACACUUCUAGAAGGGCUGGCCUGGCGGCAUAAAAGCGUGUCGUGCCCCCCGGGCCACAGUGCCGCUUUGCAGGCAUGGGCAAUGCCACGUCCAAGGGUGGCAGCGGCGCCGGCGCCGCGCCCUCCGAGCUGCUCUUCUGCGGCUCCUUCUCCAACCGCUGGAACGAGAGCGUCUUCCUGGAGAACGAGCUGCUGACCUCCCGGAUCCUCUCCGUCCUCCGGCCCCACUCGGACGGACGGGGGCUCCUGCGGGCGGCCGGGCCGCCCUUCGCCGCCCGCUUCCUGAGCCCCAACUCUGCCUUUGCCUCCGUAGCCUCCGCCUUCCGGGAGCACCCGCACGGAUCCCUCCUGGGCCCGGAUGGCGGCGCCCUCGGGAUGACGAUCACGCAGAGGGGGAGCUCGCCCACGCCGCUGGCCGACGCAGCUUCCGUCAGGGCUGCCGCUAAGCCCGGGUGAGUCUGCCCUGGGGGCUCCGGGGGUGGGGGGAGGCAGCGAGAAAGAGCGCCCCCUCCUUUGGCACAGCCCUCCUGUCUUUCUCUCCUCCUGCGAUACGAUCAUCACGCAGAACAACGAAAUUGAAAUCUACAUAAGGCAUUCAAAACCCAGCAAGCCUGCUAUCCCAACCUGGUUAGCCUCCCUUUUGCAGAAAAACAUGGGUCUAAAGGACCCCCAAAGGCAGGGAGACGCUCCCCCCCAAACCCCAGACUUGUAGCAGAUGCAAGCAUGAUUUUAAAUUGCAAUAUUUCUGGCUCAUUUGGGGGGGGGACAGCAUCAGGAGAUUGCAGUCUGGUGUUUAUAGCACGAGGCUGCUGUCCAUAUGAAAUCCUUCCUUCCUUGGUUUUAUUUCUUCACUCAGCACGCGGCUCUUAAUCCCAGGUCCGUGGGUUCGAGUCCCACGUAGGGCAAAAAGAUCCUUGCGCUGCUGGGGUUGGGCUGGAUGGCCCUUGGGGAUCCCUUCCAACUGAACAACUGUAUGAUUCUUUAGCUCUGAUUCCUGCAUUUCAUGGGUUGGACUAGAGCACCCUCGGGGUAACAGAGAGAACAUUUAGAACAACAGGUGGAGAUCAGAUGGGAAGCAAAACUGUCCGACAGGCACGUAGGCUGAGUCCAGUUGCACGGGGGUUACAACUACAGAGCCCGGUUGAAGGAUAUCAGCUGUAUCUGGUUGUUGAGUCUAGUUCAAGAUUUUUCCCUGGCUCAAGAUGAGAGUCGCCUUGAAAAUGCACGUGCAAUAGAAGAACUCCAAAUCGUAUAGAAAGCGCUCAGAGGUCCUAAUCCAUGUCAGAAUCUCAAGUUGUGCAUCCUUUUCUCUGUUCCAGAGAGGGGGAAUCCAGCGCCCCUCGUCCGAUUCAGGGCUGCUUCCCAUUGAGCUGGUGUGGGUCUGUUUCUCGGGGAGGUCUUGGUCUCCCUCUGCUCCGCUUUCCUAGAGAAGGAACGGCUCUCCCUUUGGGCUGGCAAACGUCUCCCGAUGCCGGCAGGAUGUGGGCCAGCCCUUGAGUGUGGGGAGUGAGAUUUCCGGGGGGCUGGAAUUUGCAAGAAUUUGCGAGGGAGAGGGGUGGGUGAGGGCAGGGAUCAGCCCGAGUUUGCCGUUGGGGACAGCAAGGAGGGUGCGCAGAGGUAUUGCCACUGGAGAGAGCGAGGAGGCAGCGAAAGGAGGUUUAUUACAUAACCGAAACGCCAGCUCUUCAAAACUCAUUGGCACACAGCAAAAUCUGUUCUCGACAUGCAAGCAAAUCUCAGCACGCAGGUUUCUCCGUCCUGUUUUUGUAAAUCUUUCUGCUGGGCCGAGACGGGCUUACAGGGUCCCGUCCCACCCCCUUGCAGCCCCAGAGAGCUUUUCUUAAUUUUUAAUUUAGAGAAAAGGAGCUGGCCAGAGGGAAAGCUUUUUUCCCUUGUCCCCUGCAACAGGUAAAAGGCAGCUCUCCCUUGAUCGGCGUGGAGUUAAUCUGCGGAACUCCCUUCCACAAGAGGCGGGGAGGGGGGCAAGAGGAGGGGGCUGUCCUGUCCUAGCCCAGGACAGCUCUGCCUCUGCCUCCACCGUCUGAGGCAGCCAUGCUGUUGAGUUCUGCUUGCUGGAAACCACAGGAGAGGACUCUUGGGUUCGAAUCCUGAUUGCCGGUUUCCCAGUGAGGCUUCUGGCUGGCCACUGUGAGAACAGGAUGCUGGAGCAGACAUUGGCCAGAUCCAGCAAACGUGCCUUAAGGCAUUGAGCUCUGGACCUGCUUGAAGCCUCCAGUGACAGAGGGAGGCGUGUGGUUUUACCUGCUUUCAGAGUUGUUGUUUGUUUGCUUUUUGCAGCGCUGAAUGUUCUCCAUAGACUCAGUGUUUUUAGAUCCUCGAUGCUGCUUUUGCCCCCCCCCCCCCGCUCUCCCCCAGUUCUUACAGUUAGUGGAGCAUGUGACUCUUCAUCUCAGGGUUGUGGGUCCGAGCCCCCUAGGCUCAAAAAUUUAGGGGGUUGGACUCGAUGACCCUCCGACUCUACAAUCCUUCUUCUUCAUCUUUCAUGACCUCCGCCGUCCCGUUCCCAAAGGUGUGAGGGGGCCCCCCCAUACCGUGUGACACCCGGCUAGGCGGUCCGACAAGGGGGGUGGCAGCUCCUCUGACGCCAGCUCUGCCUUUUCCCCUGUUCAGGCUCACGGGGGCAGAGAUGGACGAGGGGGAUUCGGGUUUCCUGAAGCCGAAAGCGGCCUCCGAGGACGUGGUCUCCGUGGCCCCCUCCACGGCGGAAUCGGUCUUUGUGGAAGGUAAGUGGGGGCCGAAUCCUGUGCCGUAGGGGUGGGGGUUGUGGUGGCACUCAGUGCGCUGGGACAGGGGAUGUUGUGUGCGAGAGAGAGAGCGUGUGUGUGUUUGUGCGUGGAGAAUCAGAAUUGUGUAGUCAGGAAGAUGCCCCUAAAUAUCAUCUAGUCCAUCCCCCUACAAUGCAGGAGCCACAGUUAGAGACAAGCGAGCGGCAGAAUUAGCAGGCUUUCGCUUUCCGGCCGUGAAAAGGCCUUUUCGUGGCCAGAGUUCUGUGUUGGACGGUGGGGAGAAACCGCCCGUCGAGCACUUUGUCUGCAGCAUCCUCUUCCUCCCCGCAGAUGCUCAGUACGCCUCCUUGCGGAACGAGCUGGAGACGGACGCCCGGGAGUUUGAGGCCCCGUCGUGGAGCCUCGCGGUGGAGCCAGCCUACGCCAAGCAGCAGGAGAGGGAGGUCGCCAAGAGGCAAGACGUCAUCUACGGUGAGGAGCCCAGAAUCGCCUCCGCGGGGCCUUCUCUGCGGCGGCUCUGGCCGGGGCCCCUUGCGCUCGGAUGGGGGGGAAGCAGGGAGCCCGACAGCAGGGGGCGCCAGAGGCAGGGAGGAGUCCCAGCUUUGUCUCUUCCCUCUGCCUGCCUGGGCGGAGUUCUGCAAGGGGAACAACAGACACGAGGAGGCAGCUGGCAGGCAGGACCCCCACUCCGGACCUCCAAGCUAGCUGGGAGGGCAGGUCCCCAUUCACACAAAUGGAGCCGCCUAAUACAGUUAUAAAAGGGGGGAAAAGGUGAAAUUGAUAGAAUGUUAGUAGAAAUAAGAGGAUCCAGAAGAUUUGCUCUUGGGGAAGCUCACCUAACAAUGUUUAGAAAAAAUAAGGAAAAGACAAGAAGUUGUUUGUAUUGUUUGUAUUUCUGUGUGUAUUGUUUAUUUGUGCUAUAAAAUGAAUAAAAAUUUUGAGGAUAAAAAAGAUCAGUUAAAAGAAGCAUGGGAAAAGGAGACAACAGGGCAGAUAGAUACCAUAUUUUUUGCUCUAUAAGAUGCACCAGACCACAAGACGUACCUAGUUUUUGAGGAGGAAAACAAGAAAAAAAAUAUUCUGAAUCUCAGAAGCCAGAACAGCAAGAGGGAUCUCUGCGCAGUGAAAGCAGCCAUCCCUCUCACUGUUCUGGCUUCUGGGAUAGCUGCGCAGCCUGCAUUCGCUCCAUAAGAUGCACACACAUUUCCCCUUACUUUUCAGGAGGGGAAAAGUGAGUCUUAUAGAGCAAAAAAUACGGUAGUCAAAGCUUGGGGGAAAUAGGGGAGAAUAGUGCUUUGAAACUGCCGUCUAUAAGAAUAAAAGGAAAUUACUAUAAGUUAGUUUGGAGAUGGUACUUAACACCAGUCAGAUUAAAUCAAAUAAACAAGGAAUAUUCGGUGUAAUGUUGGAGGGUGUGCCAGGAAACCGGGAAUUACAUUCACACGUGGCGGGGUGUAAAUAAAUGUACAGUUUUUGGGGAGUCGGGAGGGAUGCAAAGUCGGGACUCAACGGGGGCAGAUGUGCUCCCCCCUGCAGAGCUGAUGCAGACCGAGAUGCACCACGUCCGGACGCUGAAGAUCAUGCUGAAGGUCUACUCGCGAGCCAUGCGGGAGGAGCUGCAGUUUGGCCAGGCCACCAUCCUCCGCCUCUUCCCCUGCGCGGACGAGCUGCUGGAGCUGCACGGAGCCUUCCUCUCGAGGCUGAAGGAGCUGCGGCAGGAGGCGCUGGAGGAAGGCAGCGAGAGGAACUACGUCGUCCGGAGGAUCGGGGCCCUCCUGGUGCAGCAGGUGGGUCCCGGGGGGGCCCUCUCCCUCCACCCCCCACCCGCGGAACAACAACCCAAUAGCCCACCCCCAAGUUUAAAAAAACAUUUUAAAAGGGCAUAGGAUGUCAACCAAAGGUAAAGGUAAAGGGACCCCUGACCGUUAGGUCCAGUCGUGGCCGACUCUGGGGUUGCGGCGCUCAUCUUGCUUUACUGGCCGAGGGAGCCGGCGUACAGCUUCCGGGUCAUGUGGCCAGCAUGACUAAGCCGCUUCUGGUGAACCAGAGCAGCACACGGAAACGCCCUUUACCUUCCCGCCGGAGCGGUACCUAUUUAUCUACUUGCCCUUUGACGUGCUUUCAAACUGCUAGGUUGGCAGGAGCAGGGACCGAGCAACGGGAGCUCACCCAGUCAUUGCGGGGAUUCGAACCGCCGACCUUCCGAUCGGCAAGUCCUAGGCUCUGGUCUAGGGCCAUACUACCCUGAACACGCCCGAUCUCGUCUGAUCUUGGAAGCUAAGCAGGGUCAGGCCUCGUUAGUACUUGGAUGGGAGGCAAGUCCUAGGCUCUGUUGUUUAACCCACAGCGCCACCCGCAUCCCCUUUCAACGUCCACUUUCAAAGGCCUGGUUAAAAAGGAACAUUUUUGCCUGGCGCCUAAAGAUGUAUAGUGAACUUCCCUGGGGAGAGCAUUCCACAGACAGGGAGCCACUGCAGAGAAGGCCCCGCUCUCGUUUCGCCACCCUCCGUGCCUCUCAAGUAGGAGGCACACGAAGGAGGACCCCGGAAUAAGAUCUCAGGGUCUGGGUGGGUUCAUAUGACAAGAGGUAUUGCGGUCCUGAGAUGCAAUCGCCCCCCCUUUUCCCCCCCUCCUCCCCGGUUUCCAGUUCUCGGGGGAGACGGGCGAGCUGGUCAAGGAGAAGUACGGUGUCUUCUGCAGCAGCCACGGAGAGGCGGUCGCCCACUACAAAGAGCUCCUGCAACAGAGCAAGAAGUUCCAGAACCUGAUCAAGGUAAGGGGGCCAGGAAAGGAGAGCUGGGGGGGGGGGACCUUCAGCCAGCGGGGCAUAACAGUGAAGAACAGAUUACGACCUUGGGAGACCUGGGUUCGAAUCCCCACUUGGCCCUGACGCUCCUUGCAGGGAUGUUGUGAGGAUGGGAAAGGGGAGGGAGAGGAGGAGAACCUUGGAAGAAAAAAAGGAGCAUAUAAAUAAAAGAAUAAAAGGAAAUUACAGGGGGGCCUAGGUUCCCGAACGGCUUGGCUCCUGAACAAAUCGGCUCCCGAAUGCCGCAAACCUGGAAGUGAGUGUUCCAGUUUGUGAACGUUUUUCGGAAGCCGAACGUCCAACGCGGCUUCUGAUUGGCUGCAGGAAGAAGCUGCGACUUGGUUUUCGAACCGUUCCGGGAGUCGAAUGGACUCCCGGAACAGAUUAAGUUUGAGAACCCAGGUUCCACUCUGUGUGUGUAUAUAACCAAGCCUUUGCAUUCAGUGGCAGUCUAUCUCGGGAGAGCAAGAUUUGGGGGUCCGAAUUGGCCAGGUUGGGGGCCGCAAAGCCGUUCCUGCAAGGCGUAGCCCUCCCCGCCCAGAUCUCUCGUCUCCCUUGCCCUCUAGAGAAUCAGCAACUCUUCCAUCGUGCGGCGGCUCGGGGUCCAGGAGUGCAACCUGCUGGUGACGCAGCGCAUCAUGAAAUACCCCGUCCUGGUGGAGCGCAUCAUUCAGAACACGGAAGGUGCGGCUUGCGGGGGUGGUGGGAUGGGAUAGAGGACCUCUAAAGGUCUCUCCCAGCUCGAUGGCUCGAUCCCUUUCCCCCUCUCGACUGAACUUUGAGGCCCAUUCGGGUGUGGGGAGAACCCUUUCCAGCCUCAGGGGGGCUGCCUUGUUGGGGGCCCCCCUGCAUUUAAGUGGUGGGUGUGGCUAAAGGGGAAAGUGGGUGGAGCAAUGGCUUUGACUCCUCCCCCUGGGUCCUGGAAACUACAAAAGUCGCAAGGUUUCCACCAGGGUGCAUUUGAUUUAAAUUAAAUUGAUUUAAAUCACUAGUCAGUAAGGCUUGAUUAAAAUCACGUUUAUUUUACAGAAAGACUCAUUAUCGCGUGUAUAAUCUUAAUAUUUACAACCAGAUGAAGGUUUCGGUUUUGGAAUAAUAAAUUUCCAGAGUAGUUUUUACAGCCAUGUCAAGAAUUACUGAUUUGGUUCUGCUGGUAGCAAUACAUAAGACAGAUAAUUAUGAAAUUAUCGUGAGGUUUAAUAAGUUAACUGUUUAUACUUGGACAACUUUUUCUGCUGUGUUUUAUUGGAAGGAGAAAAACAGUCAUUUCCUUCAUAACAAUUUAAACAAUUUAUUUAACUAAAACAAUGACAUUGUAGCAUAUCUAUCCUUGUUUGUUAACUGAUGGGGUUAAACAAUAAAAAAAUAAAACUUAGACUGAGUUUUAGCACACAUGAAAAACUUAAAACAAAUCCUUAUUUCCUGAUGAAUAGCCUUUGGACUAUAACGUAACUUAAAUAGAAAAUCCCUAGAAGCUUGGGGGCUUCCCUUUGGGAGGGGCUCCGUUUGCCCACUUUGAGGACAGGAUGCCAGCCCAGAAAGGCCCCCGAUGGCCUAAUCCUGCAGCCAAGCUCUCCUUAGCUUCUCGCAGUCCCUGAAUGGACAGAGCCCCCGCCUACCUUAGAACGAGGAGCUAAUUCCUUCCUCCUCCUUCCUCCCCUGGUUUCUUCCCCGCAGCCGGUACCCAGGAGUACGAGGAUCUGACGCGGGCGCUGGUGCUGAUCAAGGAGGUCAUCACGGCCGUCGACGCCAAGGUCAACGAGAACGAGAAGGGGCAGCGCCUGCGCGAGAUGGCGACCAAGAUGGAGGUGAAGUCUUCGGGGAAGUUCAAGAACGGCCUGGUCUUCCGCAAGGAGGACAUGCUCCAAAGGCGGCUCCUGGUGGAUGGCGUUCUGUGCUGGAAGGCCGCCUCCGGGCGCCUCAAAGGUGGGUCCUUGCUGCUUCCCCCCAGAGUUUGCUGGGACAGAGGACGGGAUUUGCAGGCAAGCAGGACGCGGGUGGCGCUGUGGGUUAAACCACUGAGCCUAGGACUUGCUGAUCAGAAGGUUGGCAGUUUGAAUCCCCGCGACGACAGGAUGAGCUCCCGUUGCUCGGUCCCUGCUCCUGCCAACCUAGCAGUUCGAAAGCACGUCAAAGUGCAAGUAGAUAAACAGGUACCGCUCUGGCGGGAAGGUAAACAGCGUUUCCGUGCGCUGCUCUGGUUUGCCAGAAGCGGCUUAGUCAUGCUGGCCACAUGACCCGGAAGCUAUACGCCGGCUCCCUCGGCCAGUAAAGCGAGAUGCGUGCUACAACCCCAGAGUCGGCCACGACUGGACCUAAUGGUCAGGGGUCCCUUUACCUUUUUUAGUGCAGCCUCCCCGGGUGCCGGGAGUCAGCCAGCGACAAACCACUCUCUUUUAUUCGCAAGAUCUUUUCCAGCAAGGCUGCUCAGGCCUGCUUAGAGUCGGAAGGGACCCUGAGAGAACCCUCAUUUCUUAAUUUUUUAAAGUAAUUUUUAAAAACACAUGACACAAAUCCAGUGUUCGAAAAAACACACAAAACAUUUUGACUCCCACCCGGCCCCUUUUGCGGUUUCAUGCAUUAUAUCUAACGCCGCAUAUUCUUCAUUAUUAAUUAAGGUAAAGGUAAAGCGACCCCCGACCAUUAGGUCCAGUCGUGGCCGACUCUGGGGUUGUGGCGCUCAUCUCGCUUUACUGGCCGAGGGAGCCGGCCUACAGCUUCUGGGUCAUGUGGCCAGCAGGACUAAGCCGCUUCUGGCGAACCAGAGCAGCGCACGGAAACGCCGUUUACCUUCCUGCCAGAGCGCCACCCGCGUCCCCAUUAUUAAUUAGUUUCCCCGUAAAGCACAUUUUGACGGUUUGCUUUUAAGUUGACCCCGCUUAAUGAACUUGCAUGGGUGCGAUGAUUUUUCAAACCACUCACAGAUUUCCCCCCCAUCUCUGCCAAAGCGUCUUGGUCUCACUCCCGUUUCUGUCGACUUUUUUGGCAGAGAUCCUGGCCGUGCUGCUGACCGACGUGCUGCUGCUGCUGCAGGAGAAAGACCAGAAGUACACAUUUGCCUCUGUGGUACGUGGCCACAGAGCACCGCUGGGCACCGGGGCCGGGCGAUACCUGCUUCCCCAUAUAUAUCGCCAGCUAAACCUCGCGAUAACCCGAUUAUCUUACAGUGUGGGGAAGGAGGGAGGGAGGAGGCAGUUGGCAGCCCCGCAGAUGAGCAGUGCCACUAUGCGCAGUAUCUGUGAUUUUAUUGGUGUUAGCCGCCCUCAGCCUAGGGAAGGCGGGGUAUAUAUAUUUUUUUAUUAUUAUUAUCAUCUGCUGCUUCUUGGCAAGGCUGGGCGGGAGGCACACAUGGCACAGCAAACGCGGAGCCCCAGAGUCGCCGGCCGCUGGCUCACCCCACAAUAGCCAGGUGCCAUACAAAAUCAAACCCACCAGAAUGCGACAGUGAUCCAUGUGACGGUCAGCUCCAGGCUCGACUACUGUAAUGCGCUCUACCCUUGAAGCUGCCCUUGAAGCUGUCCCAGAAACUCCAGCGGGUGCAGAAUGCUGCAGCGAGGCUCCUCAGGGGGUCUCUGCCAUGGGAGCAUAUUCACCCAGUGCUUUUCCAGCUGCACUGGCUCCCGGUGGACUGCAGGGUCAGAUUUAAGGUGCUGCUUUUGACCUUUAAAGCCCUUCACGGCCUAGGACCCUCGUACCUACGGGACCGCCUCUCCCGGUCUGCCCCACGGAGAGCCUCAAGGUCCAUAAAUAGCAACACCCUAGAGGUCCCAGGCCCGAAGGAGGUUAGAUUGGCUUCAAUCAGAGCCAGGGCCUUUUCAACUCUGGCUCCGGCCUGGCGGAACUCUCUGCCUCAUGAGACCAGGGCUAUGCAGGAUCUGAUUUCUUUCCGCAGGGCCUGUAAGACAGAGUUGUUCCGCCUGGCCUUUGGCUUGGAAUCAGUUUUAAUUCCCUCCCCCUCUUUCUUUUUUCCUUUCUCCUUGUGUGUUGGAACUCCUAUUUUGGGAUUUCCCUCGCUUUUUUCUGGACCAGUCUGGAUAGUUAGCCUUGGUGAAGACUUGACGUUUUUAUCCCCAAAAAGGUUUUUGAUUGAGUUUCCACUGAAAUGAGGCUGCAUUUUAAUGUUUUAUUUUAAUCUUGUUUUUUAAGCUGCAUUUCAAUCAAUUGUUUUUAUAUUUGGCGGUAGCCGCCCUGAGCCUUGGCUGGGGAGGGCAGGGUAUAAAUAAAAUGUAUUAUUAUAUUACGUAAAUCCCAAUUGCUAAAGCACGUGAACGUAAUAGGCUGUAUGAUAACGAUUGCAAAGCUGUUUAGCGGAAUCUGCUUCUCAAGAUUUAGAUGCAGCUUCUCAUAGUGUCAAAAUCAACAAGGUGACAUAAUAUAUUAAAGUGUAGCUCAUUUGGUUGACCAUCAAGCCCAGUAUGUACAAAAUACAAAUCCUAUUUUGUCAGUGCCAUAGUACGUUGAUUUUUAAUUUCUUAAUCUUCUCUUGUGUUCUUCUGUCUGACGUAUUCCUUAGAAGAGUGACAUGAAAUAAUCUUCUAAGUGCCAUACAAGGCACAGGAGUCUCCUGGGCUCCCUCUUCUAAGGACACUUCAGAAAUAAUAAUAAUAAUAGUAGUAUAGUAGUAGUAGUAGUAGUAAUAAUAAUAAUUUUAUUAUUGCUACACCGCCCAUCUGGCUGGGUUUCCCCAGCCACUCUGGGCGACUUACAACAAACACAAAAUUGUAAAACAUUAGGCAUUGAAAAUUUGGAAAGAGGGAUUUUCAGCAGGUGUGUAAAAGGGUGUUUUGAGGCUUGCAGAGGUUGCCUGCGAAAGAUUCUUACAGGGUUUUUCCCAGAGGCCUUUGCUGCCCUGUGAUGUCAUGAUGGUGACUGCACCUCUCGCCAGAUGGGCAGGAUAUAAAUAAUAAAAUUGUUGUUGUUGUUGCUCUGCAGGACGCAAAGCCGCCGGUGAUCUCUCUGCAGAAGCUGAUCGUCCGGGAAGUGGCCAACGAAGAGAAGGCCAUGUUUCUGAUCAGCGCUUCCCUCAAGGGGCCGGAGAUGUACGAGAUUCACACCGCCUCCAAGGAGGAGAGGAAUUUCUGGAUGGCACAGAUCCGCCGGGCGGUGGAGAGGUGAGCGGGGGGGAGCUCCCUGGCCCUGACUUAUUAUUUGUACCCCGCACAUCUGACUGGGUUUCCCCAGCCACUCUGCACGACUCCCAACAGAGGACUAAAAACAGAAUUCAGGGCUGCCCUCAGAUGUCUUCUAAAAGCCAGGUGGUUGUUUAUUUCCUUGACAUCUGGUGGGAGGGUGCCACCACUGAGAAGGCCCUCUGCUUGGUUCCCUGUAGCCUCACUUCUUGCAAUGAGGGUACCGCCAGGAGACCUUUGGGAGAGGGACCCCGCUGUCCGGGGCAUAGCUGUCCACUUUUCCCUUUUCUUGUGAGGAAUAAGGGAAUUUCCCUUAGAAAAAGGAAAAUGUUGACAGCUGUGGUCCAGGGUGGAGAUGCUCCUUCAGGUUUAUUGGGCCUUUGAGGCCAUUUAGGGCUUUCAAGGCCAGCCCCAACCCUUUGAAUUGUGCUUGGAAACGUCCUGGGAGCCAAUGCAGGUCUGAGGAAACAAAGCCGUCCUAAAGAGUUUCUUGGGGGCGCUUCUGUCUUGUCCGCUCAGCUGCCCUGACGAGGAGGAGGAGCUUCUCGGUGACCCUGAAGAGGAGCGGAGGCAGGCCGAGGCGAGGGCAGUGCAGCUGAAGGAAUUCCAAGGUAGGGAGGCUUGGGCUAGCUGACCCUUUAGCAGGGGCCUGGCCUGAUUCCUACGUCCGAGCUCUUCAGGGGCUGCAAGGAGAAGGGAAUUCUGCCCAGAAGGGAGAAUUUGCCACUCUGUCUCCCCGGGAAGGGGAGGCGGCCCUACGCUCUCUGUUUUCCUGUUGUCCUUGGGUUGGCUGCCCCCACCCCUGGGUGCUGUGCUGCCCUGAACUCUGCCUCCCGCCUCUAGACCGCCUGAGCCAAAAGGACGAGCAGAUCUUGCAGAGCCUAAGCGACAAGCAGCAGAUCUACCUAGAGAUGGCGGAGAUGAACGGCUUUGAGGACCCGGCGCCCGGCUCCCGGCCCCGGCUCAUCGGCAGGGCGGACUCCCCGGAGAGCCUUCAGGGGGAGGCGAUCCUCAAGAAGGCGGUGGCGGAAGGUGGGUGCCGCGCUCGCGAGACUGCAACUCCCAGGUGCCUGGGGAGCGCCCGGCGGGCAAAGGCUCGGCCGGGCGCUGGCCUCCUCUCCUCCGCCUCCCCACCGAAACCUAUUAUUGCGUUUGCAGUGGAAGGCCUACAGAGCCUGAUCUUCACCCAGCUAGGGGGGUCCGCGGCCCCCGCCCGCUCCGAGGACACCACCGGCGGGUCGAGCCUGCUGAGGCGCGCGGAGACCUUUGGGGGGUAUGACAGCGCCACGGCCAGCGUGGCCAAAAGUAAGUGGGGGGGGGAGAGAAAGGCUUAAUUGUCAUGGGCUGGUUGGAGGCAGAGGGAUGGUGGGAGGAACCAGCUAGGGAAUCCCCAGGGGAACCCCCAUGGGAGGGAGGCCCAGAGCCCAGGAAGUGGGGGUGGGGGAAGCCUGGGAGGAGAAGAUGUUGGAAGCGGAAGAGGCAACAGGGCUUCGUGAGCGGGGAGAUUCUGUGGUAGAGAGAAGUCGAGAAUCAGAGGCAGAAGAGAUGAAGUCACAGAGGUCUCCCCACUCCUGGAGACAAGCUCCCUUCUCCCCUCGUCUCCCAGAACUUUGUUGUUUAGUCGUGUCUGCCUCUUUGUGCCCCCCUGGACCAGAGCACGCCAGGCCCUCCUAUCUUCCACUGCCUCCCGCAGUUUGGUCAAACUCAUGCUGGUAGCUUCGAGAACACUGUCCCACCAUCUCGCCCUCCGUCGUCCCCUUCUCCUUGUGCCCUCCAUCUUUCCCAACAUCAGGGUCUUUUCCAGGGAGUCUUCUCUUCUCAUGAGGUGGCCAAAGUCUUGGAGCCUCAGCUUCAGGAUCUGUCCUUCCAGUGAGCACUCAGGGCUGAUUUCCUUCCGAAUGGAGAGGUUGGAUCUUCUUGCAGUCCAUGGGACUCUCCAGAGUCUCCUCCAGCACCAGAAUUCAAAAGCAUCCAUUCUUCGGCGAUCAGCCUUCUUGAUGGUCCAGCUCUCAACUUCCAUACAUCACUACUGGCUCCCAGAACUAGGAGAGGCAUUUAAAGGGUGGAGAAGAGAUUGUCUGCACAUAGGCACAGUCGUGGAUUGCUGGGGAAAGGCAAAAGAGGAGGGGACAGGCAGCUGUCAUGGAGAGGCAGAGGAAUGGUGGGGGGCACUAGCUGGGGAACCCCCAAGGGAAGAAGGCUCAGAGCCUGGGGAAUGGGGCGACAAUGAGUGGUCCGAGGGAGAAGACCGGGCAGAGGAGUUGGGGGAAGCUGAAGAGGGAACAGGGCUUUGUGAGCGGGGAGAUUCUGUGGCAGAGAGCAGUCCAGAAUCGGAGGCAGGAGCUGAAGCAGGAGAGGAGGGAAGCCAAGAGGCAGAGAUGAAGUCACAGGGGUUUCCCCCUUCUGCGACAAGCUCCCUCUCUGCUGGUCUUCCAGAACCAAGAGAGGCAUGAAAAGCGCGGGGGAGAGGUUGGCUGCCCGCAGACAUAGUCUCCAAUUACUUGGGGAAAUCCCUGGAGAGAGGGAAGGGGACUUGGGCAGCUGAGGGCAGGCAAGGAUUUCCAGACUUGGCCACUGAUUUCGAGAGCUGCCAGAGAUGAGUUGCUGUGCUCAUCAGGCCUGGCGCUCCUGGGCAGAUUGUGUUUUUGCCAACGGUGCGGCUACCGACCAACACGCUCCUUUCACAGCACCCUUGCCUCGCCAUUCAAAGCGGGGCGCCCCCUCUCACCCCACCCCUGCCUUCUCUUCCCCAGUGGGCAGUUUCAAGAGGAAGGUUUACGGCGGGGAGCAGCGCCUGCGGGACCGCCGAGCCCCCCCUACCAACCCGGAGGACCCCCCCACGGCCGGAGGAGAGGAAGGGCCGCGAUUGGUAAGGGGGUGGGGGGGGCAGGCACCCUUGGCAAGUCACAACUAGGGGGGACCAGAGGCCGGAAGAGGUCGAUGUUUGGGAACGAAGUGUAAAACAAGCUGGUUUUUUUUAAAAAAUUAAAAUGCCCCCUCUCCUUCUGCCUUUCUGCAGGGUGACACUGUAAGGCAGGAACGUCCCAGCGGCUCCCUGGAAACAGAGUCGGAGGUAAGCACACGGGCAGGAUCCUGGGCGCUCCCUCCUGCCCUUGGGGCUUCCUAGCGCAAGGGCAUGUGCAGAGCGGUUUGGGGUCUGGGCGAAGAGAGGGAAGCUCUGGUGGGCCUGAACCAACAAGGAGAUUUUUCCCUUGAAAGACAGAUCGCCCCAAACCCGUUUGAAGUCCAUAUUGUGAUACCGGUUUCGUAAUUUUUGACCUGGCAAUAUAUCGCGGUGUUUGUGUGAUGUGCAAAAAUCACAAUGCGGGAAAAACCGGGAAGCCAGCCGUGUUUUCUCUCGAUUCCUGCAGCCCUUGUUAACUCUGCUGGCUCAGCCUUGCAGGGGGCAGCGAAUCGCGAGAGCAGUCGCCGACAAAAAUCUCAAUACAGGGAAAACCGUGCUUCCCCGUAGCUCCAUCCUUGAUUCAGACAUCGUGAUCUAUUGGUACAGUGGUGUCUUGCUUCUCAAACUUAAUCCGUUCCGGGAGUCCGUUUGACUCCCAAAACGGUUCAGAAACUGAGGCGCAGUUUCUGAUUGCUGCAGGCGCCCGGAAAUGAUAGCUGACGGCCGCGCCGGACGUUCGGCUUCCAAAAAAACGUUCACAAACCGGAAUGCCCACUUCCGGGUUUGCGCCAUUUGGGAGCCAAGCCGUUCCACUGUAUAUUGCAAUCUUUAGCUGGUGAUCUAUUGCGAUGUUAAAAUUCGGGGCUUGCCCAGCACUUCUUGACAGCCUUUUGUUUCCUCCCUCAGCUCGUCCAAAGGAUACAGACCCUCUCCCAGUUGCUUCUCAGCCUCCAGGUAAGGGGACCCCUACUUUUCCCUCUGCGCCCCCCAGAUUUAGGGCAGCAGACGGGGUCACAGGGAGCACACUUAGCAGAGUGAAACAAGGCCCUGCAGCUAGAAACCCACGGAGAAGGAUACCCCCUCCUGCCCCCUCUUGACUGUUUUCUGUGCGUCAGACGCCUCCCUCUGUCUUCGCGGAGUCCCGAGGGACCCUCUCUCUUCUACUCCGUUCAACACCUCUUGCGAUGGUUUGACCCCUUUCCAUUUUAACAGCACAGAUUCUACAAACACCAUCCUUAUCUCCUUGAAAUCAUUUCUCCUGCAUGCUCCCCGUCUUACCUUAACGGCACACGUUAAUUUAUCAUUAAUAGCCAUAUCCCACACCUCUUUAUACCAUUCUCCCAUUUUAUAUUCGGCUUGCCCCUUCCGCUUCCUAGCUAUCAUAAUUUGUGCCGCUGUCAAUGAAUUUGUGAGCCAGUCCUUCCUAGCCUGCGAACCCUCCGCCCCACCGUAAAUCGAUAAUAACGCUACCUCGGUCAGCUUUGACCCAGUGAUUUCUGUCACAGUCGGACCUCGGUUUUCGAACGCAAUCCAUUCCGGAAGACCAUUCAGCUUCCAAAACAUUUGAAAACUGAGUCGCAAAGGGCCGUCUGUGAUUUCCAUUGAGAAAAUUGAAGGGGGAAAGAACCUCAGUGGAAGCCGUUUGACUUCUGAGGCACAUUUGAAAAUGGAAGCAAUUCUGGGUUUUCAUGAUUCGAAAACCGAAAUGUUUGGCUUCCGAGAAGCUCGAAAACCGAGGUACCACUGUAUCUCCUUAAACACACUUUGCCAGAAAAUUUCUUUCUUUCUUUCUCACUCACCCCUUUCUCCCCCUGGCAGGCCGUCAUGGCCCAACAAAACAGCUGAAAUAAUAAUUAUAAUAUUAUUAUUUAUACCCUGCCCAUCUGGCUGGGUUUCCCCAGCUUAUCAUCAUCAUUCCUUUUUCCUUCUGUGAUGGAACUCCUACUUGGGGACUUCCCUGGCUUUUUUCUGGCCCACGUGGGACCAGUCUGGAUAGUUAGCCUUGGUGAAGACUUGACGUUUUCAUCCCCAAAAAAGUUUUUGAGUUUCUGCUGAAAUGAGGCUGCAUUUUAAUGUUGUAUUUUAAUCUUGGUUUUUAAAGUUGUAUUUCAAUCAAUUGUUUUAUAUCUGGUGUUAGCCGCCCUGAGCCUGGUCUUGGCUGGGGAGGGCGGGGUAUAAAUAAAAUUUAUUAUUAUUAUUAUCAUCAUCAUCAUCCAGCCAGUCCCUGACAUCGAGGCCCCUGGCUUUCGUCUCCGUCUCUUGCGCUCUGCUUUGGCGAGUCCCUUUCUUUCUUUCUUUCUUUCUUUCUUUCUUUCUUUCUUUCUCACUCACCCCUUUCUCCCCCUGGCAGGCCGUCAUGGCCCGGCAUGACAGCUGAAAUAAUAAUUAUAAUGUUAUUAUUUAUACCCCGCCCAUCUGGCUGGCUUUCCCCGAAAUGUUUGGCUUCCGAGAUGCUCGAAAACUGAGGUACCACUGUAUCUCCUUAAACACACUUUGCCAGAAAAUUUCCCCUCCUUCCUUCCUCACUCACCCCUUUCUGCCCCCGGCAAGCCGUCCUGGCCCAGCAAGACAGCUGAAAUAAUAAUUAUAAUAUUAUUAUUUAUAUCCCUUUAUAUCAGGCUGGGUUUCCCUAGCUUAUCAUCAUCAUCCAGCCAGUCCCUGACAUCGAGGCCCCCGGCUUUCCUCUCCGUCUCUUGUGUUCUGCUUUGGCGAGUCCCUCUUCCUUCCUUCCUUCUCACUCACCCCUUUCUCCCCCCGGCAGGCCGUCCUGGCCCAGCAAGACAGCUACCUGGAGGUCCAGCGGAGUGCCCUGCUGGACCGGGAGCGCCAGUUCCGCCUGCAGUCGACGCGGGGCAACCUUCUGCUGGAGCAGGAGCGCCAGCGCAACUUUGAGAAGCAGCGGGAGGAGCUGGCCCACGUCCAGAAGCUGCAGGGCCAGCUGAAGGCGGAGCAGCGGCGCUGGGAGCGAGAGCGGGAGCGCCAGCGCAGGGAGGCGGAGGCGGCGGAGGCCCGGCUGCGCCUGCGGGAGGAGGAGGCCCGCCAGCUGAAGGAGCGGCUGGGCCAGGAGCGCCAGGAGCUGGAGCGCCAGCGAGAGGCCUACCAGCACGACCUGGAGCGCCUGCGCGAGGCCCAGCGGGCCGUCGAGAGGGAGAAGGAGCGGCUGGAGCAGCAGCGGAGGCUGAAGAAGCAGAGCACCAGCGCCUUCUCGCCUCCGGAGGCAGGGCAGGUGAGCGCAGGCUCCUGGGUGGGUGGGUGGGUGAGACUGCUGCCGACCAUGGCAGGGGCACAAAGCACAGCAGACCGGAUGGAUGCGGAGGAAUUGGGCAGGGGGGCAGGAAUAAUAAUACAGUGGUACCUCGGGUUAGUGGGACACAGGUGGCACUGUGGGUUAAACCACAGAGCCUAGGACUUGCUGAUCAGAAGGUCGGCGGUUUGAAUCCCCGCAAUGACGGGGUGAGCUCCCGUUGCUCGGUCCCGGCUCCUGCCCACCUAGCAGUUCAAAAGCAUGUCAAAGUACAAGUAGAUAAAUAGGUACCGCUCCAGCAGGAAGGUAAACGGCGUUUCCAUGCGCUGCUCUGGUUCGCCAGAAGCGGCUUUGUCCUGCUGGCCACAUGACCCGGAAGCUGUACGCCGGCUCCCUUGGCCAGUAAAGCGAGAUGAGCGCCGCAACCCCAGAGUCGGUCACGACUGGACCUAAGGGUCAGGGGUCCCUUUACCUUUUAGCUUGGGUUACAGACGCUUCAGGUUACAGAUGCUUCAGGUUACAGACUCUGCUAACCCAGAAAUAGUACCUUGGGUUAAGAACUUUGCUUCAGGAUGAGAACAGAAAUCGUGCUCCGGCGGUAGCAGGAGGCCCCAUUAGCUAAAGUACCUCAGAUUAAGAACAGUUUCAGGCUAAGAACGGACCUCCAGAACAAAUUAAGUUCUUAACCCAAGGUGCCACUGUAAUAAUAUUAUUAUAAUUUAUUAUUUAGACCCUGCUCAUCUGGCUGGGUUUCCCCAGCCACUCUGGGCAGCUCCCAACAAAAUAUUAAAAACACGAUAAAAACACCACACAUUAAAAGCUUCCCUAAACAGGGCUGCCUUCAGAUGUCUUUUAAAGAUAAGAUAGCUGCUUAUUUCCUUGACAUCUGACGGGAGGGCGUUCCACAGGGCAGGCGCCACCACCAAGAAGGCCCUCUGGCUGGUUCCCUGUAAUCUCGCAGGGAGGGAACCGCCAGAAGGCCCUUGGGAGAUGGACCCCGGUGUCCGGGGUGGAGACGCUCCUUCAGGUCUACUGGGCCAUUUAGGGCUUUCAAGGUCAGCACCAACCCUUUGACUUGUGCUUGAAAACGUCCUGGGAGCUAGUAUAGGUCUUUCAAGACCAGUGUUAUGUGGUCUCGGCGGCCGCUCGCAGUCCCCAGUCUAGCUGCUGCAUUCUGGAUUAGUUGCAGUUUCUGGGUCAGCUUCAAAGGUAGCCCAGGUCUGUGCAGAUAUUCUUGCUCCUAAGGAGUUGAAUGGUGGGAUGUAUUGCUGGCCUCCGACCCCCGUGGGGACUGAACUUCCCAGAAUCAGGAGAGGCAGGAGAAGGCCAGAGGAGAGGUUGGCUGCGCGCCGUCUCCGAUCGCUUGGGGAGAAAGCCCUGGAGAGGAGAGGGAGGCGGGGACCUUCAUAUCGGCAAGUCGCUUUCUAGAAAGGGGGCGAGAAGUGAAAUACAGUGGUACCUCGGGUUACAUACGCUUCAGGUUACAGACUUCGCUAACCCAGAAAUAGUGCUUCAGGUUAAGAACUUUGCUUCAGGUUGAGAACAGAAAUCGUGCUUCGGCGGCAGCAGGAGGCCCCAUUAGCUAAAGUGGUGCUUCAGGUUAAGAACAGUUUCAGGUUAAGUACGGACCUCCGGAACGAAUUAAGUACUUAACCCGAGGUACCACUGUACAGUCGUACCUUGGUUGCCAAACGUCUUGGAACUUGCACAUUUCGGCUCCCGAAUGAUCGAAAACCGGAAGUGAGUGUUCUGGUUUUCAAACAAUUUUUGGGAGCCAGAAAUCCGGCGCAGCUUCUGAUUGGCUGUACGAUGCUCCUGCAGCCAAUCGGUAGCCGUGUCUUGGUUUUUGAACAGUUUCGGAAGUCGAACAGACUCCCGGAACGCAAUCUGUUUGAGAACCAAGAUACGACUGUAACUCAUUCUCAAAUGGCCCCCCUUAAAAAUCAAAUUGCCCCCCAUUGGGAACCACAGGCUUAGCCUAUCCUACCUCACAGGGUUGUUGUGUGGAUGAAAUGGAAAUCGCCUCCAGAACGAAUUAAGUACUUAACCCGAGGGACCGCCGUCUGGGAGGAUCCAGCCUCAUCCUUUUCGUUGUUUCUGCAGGGUCCCUUGAGCCACUCUGCCAGCUUCAACGGAGAAGGCCUGGAGGGCAAGCCGGGCGGGCGAGGGAGCGUCGUCUCCGCAACGGACUACCUGGAGAGGGCGGAGCUGGCCCGCCGAGACAGCGCCGCCUCGCCCGCCCUGGAGGGGGUCCGCCCGGUGCUGCCCCUCAAGACCGAGGUGCCCCUCCACCUCCUGAGCGCCACCAACCAGAUCCAGAAGCCGGCAGCCGUCCAGCAGCAGAUCCCCACCAAGCUGGCCGCCUUCACCAAGGGCAGCAAGGAGAAGGCGGGCAAGGGCUCCGCCAAGGCCUCCCACCGGACGGAGAGCUCGGGUGAGUGGCGCGGGGGCCGCAGGGGGCGGAGGUUGCCGCCCCAGGAUGAACAUGCAGCAUUGUAAGCACACAGGGUGAAUGAAGAUGCAAAAUGAGGGUUAUAAUACAGUGGUGCCUUGGUUCUCAAACUUAACCGGUCCCAAAAGCAAAGCGUUCCAAAACCAAGGCACGCUGCUUUCCCAUAGGAAGUCAUGCAAAUUGGAUUAAUCUGUUCCAGACUUUUAAAAUCAACCCCUAAAACAAGAAUUUAACAUCAAUUUUACUAUCUAAUGAGACUACUGAUCCAUAAAAUGAAAGCAAUAAACAAUGUACAGUGGUACCUCAGGUUACAGAUGCUUCAGGUCACAGACUCCGCUAACCCAGAAAUAGUACCUCGGGUUAAGAACUUUUCUUCAGGAUGAGAACAGAAAUUGCGCGGCGGCAGCGGGAGGCCCCAUUAGCUAAAGUGGUGCUUCAGGUUAAGAACAGUUUCAGGUUAAGAACGGACCUCCGGAACGAAUUAAGUUCUUAACCCGAGGUACCACUGUACUGCAGUCACACAAUCAAUCAAUCAGUAGCUAAACUAAGUUCACACAAUCACAAAAACAAAACAAAAAGAGCUGCAAAAACAAAUGAAAUAGCAAAAACAGACAGACCUCAGCGUAACACUCAAAACGGAGCACAUUCGGCUUGCAAAAAAAGUUCGCAAACUGGAACACUUCCAGGUUUUCAGCGUUUGAGAACCAAGGUCCCACUGUAUGGUUUUUGCUGCAUGGGUCUCAUAGAAACGCCCUUUUUAUAGAACCUAAUUGGAACCCCACAAAACCUGCCGACGUUCCGCAGUCCCAGAAUGCAGGCGUUUCCCCUGGCGUCUGUUAAUGGAGUCAGCGUUGGCAGGACUCCAGGGGUCCUCUCUUGCCCCUGCCCCCUGCAAUCCAGGAACCCAAGGAAGCUCCAAGGACCCGCCAUAAUUUUCUCUGAGGAUCUCCUUUCUGUGAGUCAUUUUGGACUCAUACUGUCCAUGGAGGCGCAGGUUAAUUCUGUGUCCAGGGCAGCUGUCUGCCAGCUCCAUCUGAUACGCAGGAUGAGACCCUCCCUGCCCGCAGACUGUCUGGCCAGAGUGGUGCAUGCUCUGGUUAUCUCCCGCUUGGACUACUGCAAUGCGCUCUACGUGGGGCUCCCUUGGAAGGUGACUGGGAAACUACAACUAAUCCAGAAUGCGGCAGCUAGACUGGGGACUGGGAGUGGAGAACAUAGAACACCAGUCCUGAGACCUACAUUGGCUCCCAGGACCUUUCCGAGCACAAUUCAAAGUGUUGGUGCUGACCUUGAAAGCCCUAAACGGCCUCAGUCCAGUAUACCUGAAGGAGCGUCUCCACCCCCAUCGUUCAGCCCGGACACUGAGAUCCAGCGCCGAGGGCCUUCUGGCGGUUCCCUCAUUGUGAGAAGUGAGGCUACAGGGAACCAGGCAGAGGGCCUUCUCGGUAGUGGCACCCACCCUGUGGAGCACCCUCCCACCAGAUGUGAAGGAAAUAAGUAGCUAUCCUAUCUUCAAAAGACGUCUGAAGGCAGCUCUGUUUAGGGAAGUUUUUAACAUUUAACACUGUAUUGUUUUUAAUACUUGAUUGGGAGCCGCCCAGAGUGGCUGGGGAAACUCAGCCAGAUGGGCGGGGUAUAAAUAAUAAAUUAUUAUUAUUAUUAUUUCUCCUUCCAGCGUCGGUUGACCUGAGGCAGCUCCUUCCCCGGUCGGCCGGCAAGGACGAGCCUCCCUCCCGCAGCCGCAACUCCAUGAGCCCCGUCUUUCCCCACAGCCAGAACGUGGCCUUCCUGCCAGGUAAGUCGGGCAGUGGGCGAGAGAGGGGGCCCCGUCCAGCCCGCCAUGCGCCCCGUGGCCCACUCUCCCUCUUCUCCCCGCAGAGCCGCCUGCUGAGGGCGCCCACCCGGACCCCCUGCCCCCUGCCGCCAACCUCUUCAAGCCCAACAGCGUCCACGCCCUCCCGCCAACCCCGGACGAUCUGGCCAAGGAGGACGUCAUUUUCUUCUGA